CAUAGCUUGGCGCUCAUAACACUAUUCCAAAACUGCGCGAGGCGGCCGAGCGGUGAGCGGGUAACGGACUUGGCGCGCGCAGCUCAGGUUGGUUUUUGUUUCCCGCCUUUUUUUAUUUGAGGGGUUCGGCUAGCGGUUGACGCGGAGUUCUGUCUGUCCGCCGGGCUGUCGGUCACACACGGAGGCGGACGGUGGCGAUCUGAGGACAGGUGAGGAGGGGCUGCCAGCGGAAGGCGGGGUUGCUGGGGUGUGAACUCUCUAAAAUGGCGGACGGGGCUGGCUGACAGUUGGACAGCAGUUACUGGUACUCUACCUACUGCAGACUACAUCCCCCUCACAGAGACUGUCACUGAGCACACGGGGGUACUCCAACUCUCUGCAUGCUCGGCCAACCGCUCGCUGCCUGUAGAAGGUCUUGCUGAGCAUCAUGGGAGGUGUAGUCCCUGGCAGGUGGAGUGCCCGAGGCUGUGGGUGGGAGCAGUUAUUGGGUCUGUCAGUGUGUAUCGUGCUGACACAAUGUUUACUUCUUUGGCCAUUGUUUUCCCCUGCUUUGGCCAUUCUGUUUAGAAUUCACUGACUCCGAGUUUAGUAAAUCUCGCUCUCAGUUACGCCGUUAGUGAAGUCUGAAUUACAGCGAAUAAUGAUAGCCAUCUCCAAAUAAUUCUCCUGCUUUAUCUUGGUUAUUGUUAGCCAUCUCCCUUUAAUCCUUUUAUAGCUGUAAUGCUGGCAAAGCAUCUUGGGAGAUGUAGUCCAUAGCAAGUAAAGUUUGGAGUUUAGUGAAUAACCCUGUCUGUCCUAGCACUGAAUUACCUCCUGGGUAACAUUGGGGGUGUGUACUUUCUUUUUGUCAAAUCGCAUAAAAGGAUCUAUAAUUCAAGAUUUUCCUAGUCUUGACGUCAGAAAAUAUAGAUUUUAUUAAAGACAGGAGGCGAGUAUUAUGCAUUAACUUUCUUUACUUAACUCCAGCAGCAAAGACAUUUUUUCAAUAAAGUUUAGUGAAUAAAAAAAGGUAAAACAGAGUAACUGAAAUGGAACGUUGGUAGCCAAUCAGCAUCCGGCAUAGUCUAUAUAGUGCAUGAUCCCCAAUAUUCUCCCUCUUUCGAGCUGCGAAUGUAGAAGUGUCUAGUAGAGUAGCUCCAAGGAUAGAAUGAUGAAACUCCAAACAGGAUUAAGCUGAAAUAUAAAUAACAUGGUGGGUUAAUGGGAGGGAUAAUACUCGCCUCCUGUCUUUAAUAAAAUCUAUAUUUUCUGACGUCAAGACUAGGAAAAUCUUGAAUUUUAUAACAAGACAGGAGGCUCGUAUUAUGUAUGUUCAGAGCUAUGUAGUCAUAAUAUAACAUACAUCGGAAGUUAUUACAAUAUUAUUUUUGAAACAUGCUGGCUAGGUCUAAAAUAAAACUGUUUAAAUGUAGAUUCUGAAGACCAAUCUGCUGUUUUUAAUAGAUCUGAUAAAGAGCCUCCUGCUUGAAACACUUUAGUAGUCAUAGCUCCUCUUGAUGAGUGAGCUCCAAACAUUGAAAUAUUAAUACCUGCCAUAGACAUGGUUUGUCGUACCCAUCUAGCUAAAGAUGUAGAGGAGACAGGUAGAAAAGGUUUACGAAAGGAGAUUAGUAAUUGUGAGAGAUUAGAAUUUCGAAUCAAAGAGGUUUGAAACUCAUAUGUUUGACGACAACUAACAACACAUAGAAGAGGAUGGUCAGAAAAUGAAGGAUAGAAUACAGUACGGAGAUUAGUUUUGGUACGUCUAACAAUAGAAAAUGUAACACCAUCAGGAGUAUAUUGUCUAUUAUUUAAGUCUAAAGCCUUAACGUCAGAAACUCUUUUGAAAGAGAUGAGACAUAGUAAAGUGGUAAGCUUAAGCGAAAGCAAUUUUAAGGAUAAUGAAUCAUUGGCCCCCCAUGAUUCUAUCAACUGGAGUACCAGAGUAACAUCCCAGGUGGAAUUAUAUUUAGGGCAUGGAGGACGUUUAAAUCUGAUACCCUUCAUAAGUCUGCAGACUAGAGGAUGUUUACCCACAAGGAAAAAUUCAAUAGGGUCGUGAUUCGCUGAGAUAGCAGAUCUAUAGACAUUAAUGGUGCGAUAAGCUUUCCCUGAAUCAAAAGAGGCUGACAAAAAAUUUAGAAUGUUUGCUAAAUCUGAAUGUAUGGGAUCCACUGCCCGUUCCAUGCACCAAUUAAACCAAAUUUUCCAGGCUGAUCUGUAAUUUGCACGGGUUCCCGGUGCCCAUGCUUCUAAGAGAAUAUUUCUAAUAGUGUUUGAAAAUUCACUAUGAGGUUCGAAUGGCCCGAAAUGAGGGAUGCAAUCAGGGGUAAUUGGCCCGACAGUACUAGAGGAUGGCAAUUUCCCUUCGGGUCGCGAAGAGAAUCCUGGCGCAUCUGUAUGAGUCGAGGGUAGUCUAUCAGCAUGCUGAGAAGCUGAGGGAACCAUGGUUGUGAUGGCCAGAGAGGGGUUAUAAUCACUAAGGUCGAUUUCUGGGACCAUGUUUUCAGAAGUACCAGGGAUAUCAUCGUAAACGGGGGGAAAGCAUAAUUGACCCCUUCCUUCCAACAUUGGAGGAAAGCAUCUUGAUCUACUGCUUCUGGAUCCGGCCGCCAACUGAAAAAUGUUUCCAAUUGGCGAUUGAGCCGUGAUGCAAAGAGGUCGUAUCGAAAUGGACCCCACAGGGCAAGUAUUUGUUGGAAGAUGUUGGGAUCCAACAUCCAGUCGCUGUAAUCCACUAGGAAGCGGGAAUUCCAAUCUGCUACUGUAUUGGAAAGGCCGGGAAGGUAUUCUGCUCGUAACGUUAUGUUUCGAUCGAGGCAAAAAUGCCAUAAUUCUUUGGCAAUGUCGGCCAGUUGCUUGGUUUUUGUACCUCCUAAGCGAUUUAUAUGUUGUCCAUCUUGAGAAGGAUACAACAAUGGGAUUUGUUUCGCAAAACUGCGUAGAGCGAAAAACCCUGCCAUGAGUUCCAGGCAGUUUAUAUGCAUAUUCGUCUCUUCUAGAGACCAUUUGCCUCCUGUGGAAUUGCCUCCACAAUGAGCUCCCCAGCCUAAACGACUUGCGUCGGAUUCUAUAGUUAGGUCUGGGAAUGACGUGAAAAUGGCUUUCCCGUUCCAAAUUUGAACGUGAUCUAACCACCAGGAAAGUUCUAUUCUUGUCUCUGAAGUUAGAGAAAUCUCGUCUGAAUAAAGGAGACCAUUGUUUAGAUGUUCUCUUUUCAAUCUUUGAAGAGCCCGAUAGUGAAGGGGGGCUAGAAAGAUAGCCUGGAUCGAGGCUGAUAAAAGUCCUACAAUCCUUGCUAACGACCUGAUGGAAAUUAAUUCCUUCUUUAGAAAUGACCUGAUCUCUUUUCGAAUUGUUUUCAACUUCCGUGAUGGAAGGCUGAGAGUGGCUAAAUUGGAAUUUACUAGAAAUCCUCAAAAUUCUAUCUCCUGAGAGGGAGUUAAAAUCGAUUUUUUUUAAUUUUUUUUUUUUUGUAAUUUAUUACAAAGCCAAGGCUUGUUAACAGAUUCAAUGUCCAUUGAGAAUGUAGUUGAAGAGUUUGCACACUCUGUGACAUAAUCAGUAUGUCGUCUAGAUAUAUUAUCAUUCUUAUUCCCCUGCUUCGAAGUAGGGAUAUUACUGGUUUCAGUAAUUUGGUGAUACACCAAGGUGCAGAGGAUAAACCAAAUGGCAAUGAUUUGAAUUGCCAUUUCUUCCCUUGCCAUAGGAAUUGUAAAUAUUUCUGACAUGAAUGGUGGAUAGGUACCGUAAGGUAUGCAUCCUUCAAAUCUAUUUUGAUCAACCAGUCGUUGAACAUCAACAGGUCUUUGAGGUAAUAAAUUCCCUCCAUUUUGAAAUGGUGGUAUCUGACAAAAUUGUUUAAGUAUUUCAAGUUUAUGACUGGUCUGUGACCAGAAUCUUUCUUUUUCACCAAGAAUAAAUUGCUUAUGAAGCCUGGGCUGUUCAUGGGCACCUGUAUGAUGGCAUUUUUUGAAUAUAAAUGUAAUAUUUCUUGAUGCACCAGGGCUUGGUCUUGGGCCGAAAAUUUUAUCGUGAAAGGCAUGUUUCUUUGGACGGGGAAUGAUACAAAAUCUAUUUUGUAACCUAGAACCGUGUCUAGUAUCCAAGAGUCGUUUUGUAACCUGACUCCAGACAUGGAAAAAACGAGUGAGUCUGCCCCCUAACCUUACUGGGAAAGAACGGGGAGUUGUCAUACUCACCGGAUGAAGAUCUGAAGCGAGACAUUCCUCGAUGGCCUCUCGAUCUCCAAGGUCUGCCACGUAGUGGAAAGAAAGGAGUUGAUUGUUGGGUGUCAUAUGAGGAUCUGGAGGGUUGAAAAGUGUUCCUUGGAACCUGUCUAUGCUGAAAGGAACGGCUGGAAGAACAGUUCCUUCCGCCUCCAGCCCUUCCGAAAACCUUAGGGUUGAAAGCUUUCUUCAGGGAUAACUGAGCCUUAUUAAGGGAACUAAAUAGAUUGACAUAUUUAUUAAUGUCUUUAAUAAAGGAUUCUCCGAAUAGGAGACCUUCCGCAGCUGGACCAGGUUCGGAAGUAGCUAGAUUUGACAGUUGAGGGUAAAUUUUCAUUAUAAUAGACCUGCGGCGUUCGCUGGUCAGCGCUGCAUUAGCAUACCCCAAAAGACAUAUAAUGCGUUGGGUCCAGCCUCUCAAAGUAUCAAUGCUGGGAGGAUUCUCAGAAGCUGCCGCAUAUUCCAAAGUUUCAAACAUUUUAGUCACAGGACCAGAAAUGUCCAUUAAUUUAUCUUGACAAGAUUUCAGUGACCUGUCAAGGCCUUUAUUAGGGUUCUUCCCUGAUUUUGAUAAAAAUUGUACAAUAGUAGGAUCUAGAUCAGGGGUCUGUGUGACUUUCUUUGAUAAGGUCGGUCUAGGGCAUUCAGCCCUUAGUUUAUUUCUAGUCUCUUGGUCAAGGGGUUUCCUUAACCAGUAUUCAAGAUAUUUGGCUACAUGAGCCAUAGGGACCCAUUCGGCUGACCUGGUGUGUUUAAUAUGGUCUGGGUCAAAUAAUGGUUUACCAUUAAAAUCCAAAAUAAUGUUUUCAUCGUCAGAUUUAGAAAUAAGCUCAGGUGUCUCUGAGAUAUAUGAACAAAUUGAGGCAGAAUCAGUCAGAUUUUUCAUCCUCUGAGAUUGAAGAUGAUUCACUAUCUGAGGAGGUUUUAUAGGAAUCAGGUUUGUUCCUGUGAAUGGCCUUCCGAGCCCAUUUAACUUCCUCACAAGCAGUGGGUCUUUUGAGUGAUUGAUUACACUCUUCAGUUUUGCGUGAAGCACGCAUUGUAUUCUUGUCUUGGUCCUUCCCUCUCUUAACUUGCUUAGAGCCAUUAGGGGAUUCUGCAGGACCGUCAAAGCAAUGUUUGCGUUUCUGGGUGGCCUUCCCAGACCUCCUAAAACCUUGAGCUAGGUUUCGUUCAGACUCCACAGAUGACCAGAAUUGGUCUGAAGGAGUAUUAAUUAAAUGAGUCUCCUCACUGGGUUUUGAGUUAUUUAUGGCUUGAGCCACAGACUUUGCAAUUGCCUCUUGCAUAGAGGUCAUUGCAGUAUAAAUAGCAGAGGAAACGGACUUUUGAACGGAUAAAUCCACAAUAUUAUGUAAAGAAUCCUCAGUGAGGAUUUCACAGUCAUGAGAAACACCAGGUUUUGGUGAUUCAAUCUGUCUGAUCUCCUUAGAGUUCAUAAUUUCAAAAUUGCAACAAAUAGUAAUUGUAUCUACUAUUCAUAGAAUAGUUAAAUAGUAAGUAAAUGUUGCCAGUUAUGAGGGGAAAUACUGACAGGAAUUCAAAUAGUUCAAAUUAUAAUAAUUACCAUUAGAGAGUAACAAGUUGUGAGGAAAGCGCUGUCCUGAGGUAAAGUGGGCGGGAAAGUUAGCUGAGGACCAACUAACUGGUAUUCCCACCCAUAAACAUCAUCAAUGUAUAAGGGACUAACUGACAGAAAACGCGCGUGCAACGGUUCGUGUAGAAACUGCAGAAAUGACUGAACAGUUUAACCCUUUAAGGACACAUGACAUGUGUGACAUGUCAUGAUUCCCUUUUAUUCCAAAAGUUUGGUCCUUAAGGGGUUAAAGACAAAAAACUAUAAGAAACAUAGAAUUACUUCAGAAAAGCAUAUAUUCCAGUGAAUAAAUACAUAUGUCAAACAUAUAAUCAAACUAGAAGGUAUGUUUAGAAAACAGUCGCAUAAGUGAAUAUAUAUGAUACUUAUCUCUACUGGAGCAGCAAAGAAAGAGGGAGAAUAUUGGGGAUCAUUCACUAUAUGGACUAUACUGGAUGCUGAUUGGCUACCAACGUUCCAUUUCAGUUACUCUGUUGUUUUACCUUUUUUAUUCACUAAACUUUAUUGAAAAAAUGUCUCUGCUGCUGGAGUUAAGUAAAGAAAGUUAAUGCAUAAUACGAGCCUCCUGUCUUGUUAUAAAAUUCUAACUUACUAAAAGUAUCAUCAGUACACACACAUUCACAUUCACGAGUAACUUUGUUUUCGUUCAAUUUAACAAAUAAAGUAACAGAGUACAAUUUAAUGCCAAAGUGUUAGCUCUCAAAACACACACAUCAUUCUUUUAUAUUUAACAUGUUAUCAUGGAGUACCAUGGUUUAGCAGGAACUUGGCAGCAGGUCCAUGGGAAUAAACACGGGCUUAUUAUAACAUAUUUUUUUUUCACAUUUGAGUUGCUGGUGUGAUAUCCUGCUUUCUUAUCAUGCAAUGACAUAAAUACAGUGUUGGCUUUAUUUGUAUUUAAAACGUGGAUAGGGACUCGCUUGUUUCUAAUUUUAUAAUGUAUCAAAAUAUGUAGAGCAAUCAUAUGUAAAAUAAGCAGCUAAACAUUUGUGUGACUCCUUACAAUAUCACUAAACAAAUAUAUAGAGAAAAAGAAUGUAGCGCUUUAGUAGUAAUCAAAGUAUCACCUUUUAGUUUGCAUAUGAGGUAAAUUCUCACUUUGGACUCAAAUAAGUUGAAAUCUAUAAAAGAUAAUCAAACAUAGUGCAAAUGGUAGAUACCAAAAGGGUAUGUAUGUAUGUAUGUGUGUAUAUAUAUAUAUAUAUAUAUAUAUAUAUAUAAAAAAAUCUAUCUUGUCCUGGAGGGGAAUAAAUACACACAAGAUUGCGCAGUAUAGCUGGUGAUGAUAAGGUAUAAAGUAAGGUUCCCAAAUGGGUACUUACAAGCAAGGAGUCUAAAUUGACUCGGUAUCUGAGCGUUGUGCAGAUUAGGGACUGCACUCCCAUAUGCAGAAUGACGAAUGUAGAACCAGGAUGUAAAGAUGAUAAAAUAUAACAAAUUUAUUAAUACAAUCUAUAAAAUUCAGUCUGUGCUUAAAUACUGUUCAAAAAUUAGUAGAAUGGAACACCGGUGUAUGUGCACCGAACACGUCCCUACCACCCACAGGUAAGACGUGUGCAGUCCAUGCCUCAUUAUCACACCACAUCUUACCUGUAGGUGGUAGGUGAUGUGUGCGGUGCACAUACACCGGUGUUCCAUUCUACUAAUUUUUGAACAGUAUUUAAGCACAGACGGUGAACCAGGAAGCAUACAGCUUACUGAUCCAGUUGAGGAAGCCACAUGUUAGUGGUGAAACGUGUUCCGGUUUUAUUUGGACGUUGAUAAAACGUGCUGGCACUCAAUCACACUAAUGGUGCAGGUAUUCGAGGUUAACCCUAAAAGAGCCUCAAAUCAUACAAAAAAUUAAUAUGAAUACCGCACUCAACAUAGAAAAAUAGUCAAACAAUGGUGUAAGAUAAUCUUAAUUUGAUUUAUUAUGCUCUUAUUAUUAAAUUCAUAGGUAUUUUACUCUAUAUGAGAAUAUAUAAUUGAUAAAUAGAAUACAUUGCAUCAUAUGUUCAAUAGCUAUUUACAAAAUGACCUCCAUGGAUAUUGUAUAAAUUCAUGAUAAACAUAUAUACACAGCUGCUAAUGUUCCUGUUUAGUAGUCUAAGGGAAACAUAUCCAUAUGGAUAGUAGCUGGAUCUGCUGUAAUCUAUGUACAUAGAAAAAAAGUAAAAAUCAAAAACAAUAAUGAAAAAAUAAGAAAAAAUGGUAACAAAAAAUGAAAAAAGUGAAGAGAAAAACUGAAGAAAGUUAUAAAUGUGGAGUAAAAGGAAAGAGCUAGAGUGAAAUGGUUGUUCCAUUAGAGAUGGAAAAAUUGGACAUCCAUUACACCAAAAGAUAUCUCAUAAAAAUAGUAGAAUAAUUAUUGGGUAUAACCUUUAUUAAGCCGCAUAUAGAUAAAAAACAAAAAACUAUAAAGUGUGGUGAUAGUGAAAUACUUGUGAAAAAAACAAGUGAAAUAAAAACUGGGUAGAUGCAGUGUGGAUAUCCUCAGAUAGUAAUAGGGUGACUAAAGUCUCUCAGGCUUAGAUGUGCACUAAAAAAGGUAUAUUAUUGACCAUAAAUUAUCGCACAGUCACUCCCUAUAUCCACAUAAAUAGUCAUAGACUCUCAUAUAUUUUUUCUGCAUACAGAGUAGAAUUAAAUCAAUAGUAACCAUAGAAUAUAUAUCUAUCGUAUAGAGUUAUCUAAACUGUUGAAAAUAAAGAAAAGAGAAAAGAGAGUCUGGAGGGAGAUUGAGUGAAAAUGUAUAUAAUCUUUGCUACUCAGUUGGAAGUUUAGACACAAAAUGUCUUAAUCGGUAGAUAUAUAGCAGCCUUUAUAUAGAUAUAUACAAUGUAUAAUAUCCAAGUGUAUCCUUAUGGGAAUAUUGGUAGGGUUAAUAGAUGAGCAUAAAUAGUAUUUGGUUAAAUGGAAACCAUACUAAAAAAGGUGUCUCAAUACAUCAGUUAAACCAUAGAUGUAUGUAUAAAUAUACAUAAAAUGCUCAAUACGUGGUUAGGAUUAAACCUGGGAGGUUAAUGUGCAGUUGUCUCUUAAUUAUCUCUUAGUAAUGAGAUGGGUUAAAAAAUUCAAACCUCAAAUUCAUAAUUGCAGCUGCCAGGCAGAAAAAUACAUCCCACGAAUAAAAACCACUUAGAUAAUACACCCCAUCCACAAUAGAAUUCCCUAAGAGUGAACUCCUAUAUAGAAAGUAUACACUGGUGCUUUAGAACCACAUAAAUUGCUAUAUCUAUAUCUGGGUAGAGAUUUCACGUCUGCAUACACUAUAAGAGAUUUCUGUAUAAACAGUGAGCUGCUGCUAAAAGUUAUAAAUGUCCUUAUGUACAAUAGUCCAAAAAAUAGUGCACUUUAGUAAUAAAUAGGUGGAUCUCACCCACUGAAGUAUCCUUAUAGAUUGUAGCCUUAGAUGCAACCGGAGGAUUUGUGGAAAUUCUGUAGUAAAUGUGGAAGGUGGCUAUAUGCCAAUCGGUGAGCUGUUAAAUCCGCUGAAUUCCUGCUGCAAUACUAACUGUCAGUGAUGUCCUCGUGGAUCUCACUGAAGGCAGUAAGUAGUACUUGGGAAAUGGCCACAGUAUUUGGACAGUUACAGUAUAUGGGUGGGGGGGGGGAUUGUUAUCGGAGCUGGUGUGCUUGGGCCUGGUGGGCCGUUUUAGCACUGUUAUGGCCGUCAGAGUGUGGGAGAACUACAUAUAACUUAAAUGAACAGUCUUAACUUAAAAUAUUUAAACUAAUUAUACUAAGGACUGUGAGGCAGUUCGUUCAGGUUUUGAUUUUCGGGCCUCUGCUUGUUCCAGGUGUUGCCGGUGAAUCUGUGCUUGUUGUCCCUGGUCGAUGAUCUGGCUGUGUCGCUGCGAGGUUCGAUAUUCCCAAUGCGGUCAUCAGUGCUGGGCCCUCUGUGUGGUCGGUGGCCCUGUAGUGCUUGUCAUCUUUGGUGAUCCAGAGAGUUCCUGGUGUUGCCCAUAUAUAGGCAACUCCUGCGGCUUGGAGUUGUUUGGUGAUUGGUUGCAUACUUUUGCGCCAUAUCAGUGUGGCCCUGCUCAAGUCCUGAAAGAAAGAGAGUUUGCUGUCUUCAAAGUCAAGAGGUGUCUUCCAUUGUAUAGCUGCCAUUAGCCCCAGUUUGUCCAACAUUGAUUGGCAUCUCAAUAUUAUGUCCCGUGGGGCUGAGUUGGGUGCUUGUGGGGAUUUGGCUAUCCUGUAAACCCCGUCGAACUGGAACGUUUUGGAUUGUCUAGUCGGCAGGAGUGUGGCCACAAGGCGUCUGAAGUGUGGCAACUCUUCCAACGGUAUUGAUUCAGGUACCCCUCGGAUUUUUAUGUUUUUUUGGCGCCCUCUGUCAUCUAGGAGGGUAACUUGCCUGGACAUUGUCGCUUGUGCGGCUUGGAGGUGGCGCACCUUCUCCCUCAGUUCCUGGUAGUUCUCUCUUAGUCCCUUUACCUCCUCUUCUACCGCCUGAGUGCGCAAGGACACGGCGUGCACGUCUAGUUUAAGCACUGCCAGGUCCGCUACCCACAUUUGUCUUAAGUUCUGUUGCAGGCCUGUCACCAUAGCCUGUAUAUCUUUUUUUUUGAGGCCGCUGCGCUGGCUUCUGGCAUCCACGUGUGUGUGGGGUGUUGGGGAUUAAGGUGUGGGCUGUCUAGCGGUUCUCCCUCCUCUGAUGGUACCCGGGAUGUUUCACGGGGGGUCUGUGCCUUUACUGCGCUUGGGGCCUGUAACAUUUGGCCUAUGUCGCGCUGUGGUUUCGGGGUGUUUUGGGGCAGUUUCUGCGUUCUGUGCCCCAUCUCACCUGAGCUGUGUGUGCUGGGGUACCAGUCCUCAAAGUCUGGGACACUCCAGGGCCAGUGUUCUCCCGUGCUGGGUUGAGGCUGCCUCCCCCGCCCAGUAGGCCUUGCCGCCUCUGCGUCUAUUUUUCGAGCCAGGCGUCAGGAGAAACGGCAUCGGCGGUCGCAGUGGGGUUCCCUGCGGUCUGUAGCUGUACAGGGAGUGCAGAAUUAUUAGGCAAAUGAGUAUUUUGACCACAUCAUCCUCUUUAUGCAUGUUGUCUUACUCCAAGCUGUAUAGGCUCGAAAGCCUACUACCAAUUAAGCAUAUUAGGUGAUGUGCAUCUCUGUAAUGAGAAGGGGUGUGGUCUAAUGACAUCAACACCCUAUAUCAGGUGUGCAUAAUUAUUAGGCAACUUCCUUUCCUUUGGCAAAAUGGGUCAAAAGAAGGACUUGACAGGCUCAGAAAAGUCAAAAAUAGUGAGAUAUCUUGCAGAGGGAUGCAGCACUCUUAAAAUUGCAAAGCUUCUGAAGCGUGAUCAUCGAACAAUCAAGCGUUUCAUUCAAAAUAGUCAACAGGGUCGCAAGAAGCGUGUGGAAAAACCAAGGCGCAAAAUAACUGCCCAUGAACUGAGAAAAGUCAAGCGUGCAGCUGCCACGAUGCCACUUGCCACCAGUUUGGCCAUAUUUCAGAGCUGCAACAUCACUGGAGUGCCCAAAAGCACAAGGUGUGCAAUACUCAGAGACAUGGCCAAGGUAAGAAAGGCUGAAAGACGACCACCACUGAACAAGACACACAAGCUGAAACGUCAAGACUGGGCCAAGAAAUAUCUCAAGACUGAUUUUUCUAAGGUUUUAUGGACUGAUGAAAUGAGAGUGAGUCUUGAUGGGCCAGAUGGAUGGGCCCGUGGCUGGAUUGGUAAAGGGCAGAGAGCUCCAGUCCGACUCAGACGCCAGCAAGGUGGAGGUGGAGUACUGGUUUGGGCUGGUAUCAUCAAAGAUGAGCUUGUGGGGCCUUUUCGGGUUGAGGAUGGAGUCAAGCUCAACUCCCAGUCCUACUGCCAGUUCCUGGAAGACACCUUCUUCAAGCAGUGGUACAGGAAGAAGUCUGCAUCCUUCAAGAAAAACAUGAUUUUCAUGCAGGACAAUGCUCCAUCACACGCGUCCAAGUACUCCACAGCGUGGCUGGCAAGAAAGGGUAUAAAAGAAGAAAAUCUAAUGACAUGGCCUCCUUGUUCACCUGAUCUGAACCCCAUUGAGAACCUGUGGUCCAUCAUCAAAUGUGAGAUUUACAAGGAGGGAAAACAGUACACCUCUCUGAACAGUGUCUGGGAGGCUGUGGUUGCUGCUGCACGCAAUGUUGAUGGUGAACAGAUCAAAACACUGACAGAAUCCAUGGAUGGCAGGCUUUUGAGUGUCCUUGCAAAGAAAGGUGGCUAUAUUGGUCACUGAUUUGUUUUUGUUUUGUUUUUGAAUGUCAGAAAUGUAUAUUUGUGAAUGUUGAGAUGUUAUAUUGGUUUCACUGGUAAUAAUAAAUAAUUGAAAUGGGUAUAUAUUUGUUUUUUGUUAAGUUGCCUAAUAAUUAUGCACAGUAAUAGUCACCUGCACACACAGAUAUCCCCCUAACAUAGCUAUAACUAAAAACAAACUAAAAACUACUUCCAAAAAUAUUCAGCUUUGAUAUUAAUGAGUUUUUUGGGUUCAUUGAGAACAUGGUUGUUGUUCAAUAAUAAAAUUAAUCCUCAAAAAUACAACUUGCCUAAUAAUUCUGCACUCCCUGUAUGUGUGGCCGGGAUGCGAGAUGCCUCCGAUGUUGCCGGAUUGCCGUGUGGUACCUCGGAGCUCCGGCAAUGUGCGUCCGCUCCGGUCCAUUGCUAGGCUCCGCCCCAGUUGACCUGCUUUUUAACUACAAUCAUGUUAUAGCUUUUUUGAUUACAACUGAAUUAAUUGAUUUAUUUUUUUAGCUCUCUUAUUGGUUUUGUAUUUGAUAUUAUUUAAUUUGAAGUUGUAAUGCAAGGAUAUAUACAUGCCAAAUACGUUGUGGUGUGGAAAAACACAUACACACCAGGCAAGACUUGCUUUUACCACAAAAUCCCUUGCGGUAGUGAGCACUGUUAAAGUGAGAUUUCUGUGGGAAAAGCAGAAUGUAUUUUCAUUUAAAAGCACCUCACCUAGGCAUAAAAUAAUGGGAGUAUAGUUGCAGUAUAUGAUCAUACAUUGCAUAAGCCUGUCACAAUUCCAAUUGGUCCCAGCAGCACCCUAUAAUGUAUGCAUGUUCAGGCGAGUGCAGCCCUCUUGGAUGGAUAUAUAUGUAUGUAUGUUUGUAUGUAUGUUUUUUCCUCACCCCUCCUGGGUGGCAUAUUUAUUACUCAUUCUCAGGUUCUGCGCAGCUUAAUAGCUAAGUAAAAGUAAAUGGAGCAUCAUAAAAUAAUCUAAAGGCAUUAAAAUAGCAUCCGAUUUGCAAUGUAAUUAAUAGUGUAUAAAAAAAAAUAAAAAAAAAUCUAAGAUACAAUCUAAGAAAGGAAACCAUAAUAAAAUCAAUGUAACAAACUUGUUGGAUCCCAACCCACUUGGGUGUUUGGUAGAAUACAAUACAAGGCUCCUACAAUAAAGCAGUACUGUAUUAUUUCUGCGUGUGUGGGCCUGGGAUAAGUCCAGUAGGUGGUAGAUAUCGAUUUCUGACCUGUAAAGUCCAGGAACCAUAAAGAGAGGACCCUGUAAGUAUCCAAAAGAUUUUUAAUCCGGUGGGGGGGAAAUCCCUCACUUGUCUAACUCGCCGACUGGCAUGCUCAUGGGUUGCUGACAGGAACCGGCAGGGGUCAAAAAUCAAAUGAAGUUCACUGAUCAGGGUUUGUGUACUAACUCCUACGCGUUUCACUUCCUCAGGGAGUACGAGGUAUGUCUCACCUGAAAUCUGUUGUAGCCACUCCCCCAACGUAGUGUCACAGCCCCAUGAUCCUAUUACAACUGGGACUGCUACUGUCUUAACUUUCCAUGUUCCUUCUUCCUGUUAUAAUCACUGGGUAUUUACAAAUCCACAUCUAGCACUCAUGCUAACUGGCCACAAUGUGCUGGAUUCUCUGAGGCCUCUUUGCACAGUCUGAGAGCCAAACAUUCCCCUUCUGUGUAUUGCUCAUAAUCUAUCAAUAGUGGAGGCUACAAUGCCUUUUUGUGGGCAAGUAUUUGGUCGGUAGGAUGGUGAUGUUCACUUGUGAGGGUCCAGCAUUGUACUGCCUUGUUAGCCAGCAGCUGGACCAUUCUGUUGGAUAUACUCACUGUUGGUUAUCUUCGACUGUGAUGACUGGUUCCUGUUUAUACAGGUCUCGUAGCAACUGGGCCUGGUUCUUUCUGCUGUCUUCAACGUCUAUGGUGAUCUUGUAGUGAAGCAGCUGGACGAUGGUGCAGGUUGGAAUUGUCUGGUGGAUGUUUUCAAGUGAUAUUUGGUAGUAGGAUCAUUCCGUUGUUAUGGUAAUCCUGUAGGUAUCAAUGUGGGUAUGGUAUUCUUUCCGUGGCACAUGGUUAAUUUAAUUCCAGUUUGGUGUUAUUGUAGAUGAAGGUUUUUUAUUCAUUCAUAGCUCCCAUGUAUGUUUCAUGUAGCCUCCUAUUGGCGUAGUAGCAUUCAAGCAGGUCUAGGACUUAGCUUUGGGAUAGUUUGUUUCAGUAUCCCAUUUGUCAUCAGCUUGCACUGGUUCCUAGCAUCUGAUAUAGACAGUGUUACUCUCAUUAUUGAGGUGGGAUGGGUUAUUAUUGAGGUUAGGUCACUUACUGGUUUGACAAAAUUGCUGGGGGGGUUUUAAUGACAAAAAUUCUGACUAUAGGAACACUAUAGUCACCAGAAUUACUACAUCUUAAUAUAGUUGUCAUGGUGUCUAUAACCUGUGCCUGCAGGCUUUUCAAUGUUUACAUUGCUGCCUAGUAACCCCUCUAGUGUGUCCAUCUUAAUACUGCACAUUCUUGAGCACCUACAUUCAGCGUUUCCACGCUCUGCGUGGAGGUGCUGGACAUUCCCCAUAGAGAUGCAUUGUAUUAAUGCAUCUCUAUGAGGAGAUGCUGAUUGGUUCUGCAUAUUGCAGCGGAUGCUCAAUAGCUUCCCAAUGUUUGCCUAUAAAGAUUGAUAAUCUCUGCUAUGGAGGCAAAUACAGAAAUAAAAUGAAUUUUUUUUAAAUAGACUCUCUCCUGUUUCCUACAUUUUGUGCACAGGACGGUGUCUUCCCCAGGAUCUAUUGGGACAGGGCAGCAGCAGGUGACAGUGGGAGUGGGCUGCCGCUAGUAAAGACUUCCUGCUCCCCUCCUUUAUCCCCAUGCAGCUCUCAGCGUGCUGGGAGGAAGUUAAGAGAACUUUCUUCCUCCCAGCGCUGAGGUAGCUCACGGAAAUGUGUAGGCGGACUGGAGUCCCGCUCUGUGGAAUGGGGGUAGACGGCAAACAGAGCAGUCAUUACCUGUGCCGGGAGCAAAAAAAUUACAGUUCACUUCCUGCCGGCGCACAGAGAGCUGCACGGGGAUGGAGGGACCAAGCUUACAAAUCCAAGCACCAGAACAAAAUUCUUAGUCGCCAUGGAGACCUGGUGUCUGGGAUUUUUCAAACACUGCUAACCAGUGUGUAUGGAUGUAUAAAUGAAAUUAUGCUUCAACACCUCUUAAAGGGAUUCUGUAGGCACCAAAACGACUUUAGCUUAAUGAAGCGCUUUGGUGUAUAAAUCAUGCCCCUGCAGUCAGCGCUUAAUUCUAUGCCAUUUAGGACAUGCAUUACUUUGUUCUUGCAGUCUGUGCAUGUGACCUACACAGCCUUCCUAAACAUUUACUGUAAAGAGAGAUCUAAUGUUUAAAUUUCCUUUACUGCACAGUGUGUUUCAUUUAGAAUUUCGUAUCUCCUGCUCCGCUGAAGUCUCAUUUGUUAUUUAAAGUUUAAGUAACGGAGCAGGAGAUAAACAUUUCUAAGGUAAGACAUACCUCUGUUACUGGUGACAUGUUUAAUGGAAGCUUGUGUCUCUUCUUAAUUCCUGCACUAUUAUUAUUUUUUUUUCUCCUUCUCUCUCUUUCUCUUCAUCCCCCUCCCUUUGCAGGAUUAGAGCAUGUGCUCUGAACUGGUUCAAUGGUCUAAUCAAAGGCUUCUCUAUGAGCUUUGAUUGGAACUCUGCGUAGCUCCUAUGAUGUCACAAGGCACACCUAAAGAGUAAUGCCCAAUAGGGUGUUAUUUGUUUAAAUAAAAAUAGUGUUGGAGUAACCCCGAAACGGUAGAGAAUUGAGCAGAGAGACUGCAGGGGCAUGAUCUAUACACGAAAACUGCUUUAUUAAAGGGUUACUCCAAUUACUAUGACCACUUCUGCUUUUAGUUACAUUCCCGGUACAUGUGACUCGGAAUUCUGUUCCGGAUUGGCAAAUGUCACUUCUGUGCAAAAAUUAAGUCCGUUGACUGCGCACACUAAUUGCUAAAAAUGGACAUAACUGACUACUUCAGAGCCUGCGAGUGGACGCAUUUCUCACAUACCUACACUUCCAUUAUUAUUAUUUAAACAAUUUCCCUGCAUCAUUCCCUCCUUACCUCGACUACUCAAAGCACACUGAGACAGGUAUAUGGUCCAGUCAAAGGUUUCUUUGUGAGAAGCCUUGGCUUGUUACACACAACGGCUAACAGGAUGUCAGACGGUGCCAGGAGCUGAUCCUGGUGCUGGAUUUUAGGUAAGCCUGAUUUAUUAUUUAAACAAUAGUGCUCACCUUUUACAUAAAGAUUCACCACCUAUAACAUAAGCAUGCAAUUUUGCUUACCCCUCUAUCCUGGGUAAGGCAGGGAUCUACACAGAGUACAUAAACAGAGGAAAAAGAAAUGCAUACUUAGUGCAUAUGGUGUUUAUAGGGAAUAAACGUUAUAAGAAAUAUCCAGAUCCACACACAAGGGCGAGAGACUGAAAGUACUGGCUCAGUAGAAACUGCUUAUGUGAUUUAAAGGCAGCAUCACACCUCCUCUGCCAUAAAAUGCCGGGAUCAAACAUAAAGAGCAAAUACUCCAAUAGUUUAAUGUGCAUAAACUGCAUUAAACUUUUUUUCACUUAACAAUAAAUUAGGUGUUAAACUCACCAUAUUCAAAGCCUAAAAACACUGGCUCUGAGUUUGGAAGGGAUGGUGCCAGUUUAAUUUUUUAUUUUUGUAGUCCAUGAAAAUGGUACAGGCAGGCUUGAGGUGCCCCAAAAGCAGUCCUCAGGCUAUUUCCUCGCUUUACAUGCGGGGCAUACGAAUAACCGGCACAAUUUUAUAUUAUUAACAGGUUUAGUCGCUUAGAUCCUACUUUAAACUGUUUAGUUAAGCUAUACAUGUAAUGCUGUAUCUUGCAUAACUAGCUGGCAUGGAUACGUCUAUGAUGACAUUUCCGUUCUAUACACAUUGAUGAGAGUACUAGUGUUUCUUCAGGCUAUAGAUAUGUAAGUUAUGAUUAUACGGCAUGGCAUUAAACUAAGCAUAUUAAAGGUACAGUAGUUGCUGAAUUCCUAGCUAAUCUUGGCACAUGUAAUCACAAUAUCCAUUCGCUAGACAUUGAUUUAUAGCUCCCUCGGGUGAGCCGACCAGUAAUAGAAUCAAAAGAAAAAAGAGUAGAUUAUAUUUUCCAGCAUACUUUCGAGAGAGUUCAAUAGGGGCAUAGAGAGCUGUGUGGCAGUUGGUUCUAUGCCUGGCUUUGAGUCUGAGUACCUUUUGGGGUCAGCCGAUGCCACAUUUGGGCUGGGUAUAUGUUCCCUGCGGUGGUCGGUGCAGCUGGUGUGUUCUCCCUGCUGCUAAGAAGUUGAUAUCCCCUGGAUCAAGCAGGGUUGCUGUGGGUGUUGAGUGUAGCUCCAUCCAAGCUGUGUGUCGGGUAAGGGUGCCCCUCAGCUUUACUCGUCCUAUCUGAAGAGGUCUGGUGCUUGGUGUCGGCGGGUUCCUCUGCUUCACUGCCUUUGCUGGGGGAGGCAAGUACUUGACCCUCCGCCGCCUUCUUGCUGCUGUUGUCUUGGGCCUUGUGUCAUGUCUCUGCCCCUGCCCGUUCGCGUCGUCGUCACCCUUGUGGUGUGUUUGUCGGCUUGGUUGCGCUGCUGUUUGUCCCCGUUUGGUUUCCUUUGGGGUGCCCCGAGGAGGUGUAGUCUGUGGUGGAUCAGCAGACUCCGAGGGUCUCAUGUGGGCUUCCAGGGACUCCCAGAAAGUCACGAAGAUGCCGUUCAGCCGCAUCUCAGUUUCCCACCAUGCUUUAGAUGCGUCAGCGGUGUGUGAGGCUUCCGCCAUCUUAGAGACCGCUGGGUCGGUUGGUUUCGAGCUCCACGUGGCCGAUACAAGCCCAUUGCUCUGCCAGGGGGUGGGAUGGGGGGGAUGACUAGGGCUAGCAUUCAGAUUCCCGGUAUGGCAUUGUCGCUGGGGAGCGUCCUUCUUCCCCGCGCCCGCCAUGCUUGUUGCCCGCCUUGUGAGAUGUGCCAGUUUAUGGGAUGGCACUGACUCAGCUGGUGACUCCUGGAAUUGAAGAUCUGGCUGGACAACAGAUAGUCCUGGAUAAACAAUGUAUUGAAAAUAAAAAGAAUAAACCGCUAUAUUAUCAAGAAAUAAAAUCCAAUAUUGCACUUGGAACAAAAGUCUGUAUAACCAAUGCCAAAACGUUUCAUUCCAAUGAGCUUCCUCAGUCAAAUACAGUCCUUUAAGCUAAAGUUGUUUUGGUGAUUUUAAUAUUCCUUUUAGUAGGUAAAUCACUACUUGUAUCCUUUUAUACCCAGCAAUAGACCUGUAGUAUUCUUUCUAAGAUCUAAAUAUAGUUAUAUUGAUAAAUAGUACAUCUUCUUGAAGCAUCACUACUCUGGUUCCUGGGCAAACACGUUCUUUUCGACUGGGUUUUAUGGAUGUGAAAAGUAUGAUUUUGAUAACUUGCUUGCUUAUAUAUUGGUAUACUCUAUAUACCAUAAUAUAGAGUACAAUCCACAAGUAUUUUGGCAGUAUUUGUCAACAUUUUUGACUGAAAGUGAAAUAAUGAUGGUUAUUCAUUCAAGAGAAUAUAGUAAAGAUGUGAUACACCUUCAAUGUAAGUGCAGUUUAGAACAGCACCGCCCCAUUUAUUUAUUUUUCUCUCAGAAAGGUAGAAUCUUUAUGAAAUAGUGAAAUAACAGGGAGUCAACUGUUCAGCAGUGAUACAGGACCUAGAGCAGAUAUUGCAAGCACCAUAACCACGUCAAUCCGUACAGUGUCUUUUUAAAUUCAGAAAAUCAACUGUCAUUCUAACUAGUCACCUCCGUCUUGGCUCCCAGUCUAUAAAUGUUGCCUUUUCUGCCUUUGAACAUUAAAAGCAAAUUGUUUGCUAAGAUAAACAGGAAAGUGGAAGCCUGAGGAACACUCGUACUGGGGUUAACCCAAAGAUUGGAGAAGUAAACAAGAGAAAGAAUGAGUGUCCUUAAAAAAUAACUUUUAAUAGUAAUUCUAAAAUAUAAUCAAAAUUUCCUAAAUAGGAAUAAUAUAGUGAUAAACUAAGGUAUAUACAUGGAGAUUUUACACGAAUAUAAUAAUAAACCAAGGUAUAUACAUAUUAUAGUUAAUAACUUAUCAGUAGGAAAAUAUGUGAAGACGCCCUGUAAGCCUCAAAUAAGUAGGGUACGUGGCAAAGUAUUAAGAAGUCUUAUCAAAUGGUAUCUGCACAGUAACAAUUGUGCAUACCACAGUGACUAGUGAUUGGCACUGGCUAUAAGGAAAGCCUUAUCAAAUGGUAUUUGCAUAGAGACGUUUUUGCAGAUCACAAUGGUUGGUGGUUGUCACUGGUAAGCACAAAAUAAUAAAUAACUGAAGUGUGUGUAUAUAUACAUAAUAAACUGGUUUAUAAAUAAAGUAUAUACAGUAGAAAAAAUAAAUAUAUCAAAUAUCUUUGAAGUACCUAACUCAUAAAUACUAAGCGAUAUAUAUACAAUACACUUAUGAAGUGAACGCCGGUUUGUUGAGUGCAUGAUCUAACGCUUUACAAAAAUGUUGCUGCAGAAAGCUCAAAGUGCAGCUUCUGUGGGUAACAGAAAGUGUAAAGCCACUAAUGCUAUGGGGAUAGGAUAAUAUCUGAUUAGAAGUGUACUAAGUCACACUGACUAAUGAAAUGGCUAGAUACCAAAUAGUAUAUAACUUAAUACCCCAGAAUAGUCAUAGUCCAUAGUCAGGGCCGUCUAUAAUAUGAAUAGGACCCUGGGCAAAGAAUUUUGUUGGGCCCUGCGACCCUCCCAAUCCCCCCUUGCCCCAAUUACGCCCAACCCCCAAUCACACUGACAUACUGACACAUACACACAGACAGACAUAUUAAAACAUUCACAGAUACAUACUGACAGACACAUACACUGACACACAAAUAUAUACUGGCAGACAUAUUGACACACAUUCAGACAUACUGACACACACAUACACACAUACACUGACAGAAAUACUGACACACACACAUACACUGAGAGAAGUAUUGACACACACACAGACAUGCUGACACACAGAGGCAUACUGAUAUACACACACUGACACAGACAUAGUGACACAGACAGACAUAGUGACACACACACGCACACAGAUAUUUGACACACGCACACAGACAGACAUUUGACAUACAGACACAUUUGACAUACACACAGACAUACUGACAUACACACAGACAGACAUACUGACAUACACACAGACAGACAUACUGACAUACACACAGACAGACAUACACUGACAUACACACAGACAGACAUACACUGACAUAAUUUUGACCACACACACAGGCAUGCUGACAUAACACACACACACAGGCAUGCUGACAUAACACACACACACAGGCAUGCUGACAUACUGACAGACAUACUGUCUGACACACCCACAGACAUACUGACACGCACAGACAUACUGACGUACAUUUAGCCACCCUCCAACCACCCUUACCUUUUCUGGAGAGUGGUUUCCCUGGGGUCCAGUGGCAGGCUGAGGCAGUUGGGAGUUCUCCUCUGAAACUCCUCUCCUCCCUGCCUUCCUCCUCCCGCGCGGCUCUGAUCUCUUGUAGGAGGAAGUGACGCGCGGCACUCACUUCCUCCCAGCCGGCUGCCAAACAGGAAGGGGCCCGGUCGCGCUGUUUAAGCGUCACAGCGCCCGACCGGGCCCCUGCUGACAAAUGCCCACCAGGGGGCCCUUAGUGCAUGGGCCACCCGGGGGCCCUCUUUAGCGUGUGGGACGAUGCGGCUGCGCAAAUCGCGGGGCCCACAGGGCAGCUGCUCUGGGGGCCCCCAGGAGCAAUUGGGCCCGGGGCAGCUGCCCCAUUUGCCCCGCGCUAAAGACUGCCCUGUCCAUAGUGGUAACACAUACUCGGAAUCCUGAGACAUAAAGAUCCAUUCUAAUUUUACUUAAGGUAAGUAUAAAAUCUCAGGAACACAAAGUUCCCCUGACACGCACGUUUCGCCCACAACUCAUCAGAGGGGAACCGAUGUGUACGAACUGACCGAGGUUAUCUAGUGGAGUGACUACUCUGAUAGGUAAGUUCGAAAAACGUCAUCCUAGGGUCGACCAAUUAGAAUUGAAUUGAUUAAUGACAUAAUAGAGUAGUCUAAGUUAACCCUCAUAAUUGCCAGAAAGGAAUUGUUAACCCUUGUGGGUCUGACAGAUCAAUUUGAAAAAAAUGGAAAGUUAUUAUUGAGAGUUAAAGACUAAACCAUUACCUCACUUGAGUAUUAUCGUGCAGUACCUUAUCAUUUAAAAUAAUGAGUAAGGAGAAAUUAAAGAGGGGAAGUAACGUCCUAGCAUACUGUUGAUCGCAUAUCUAACACUAAUAGAUAGAUAUCUAAUGUUGAUUGAUAAGAAAGGGGGUGGAAAAAAACAAGGUGUGUAAAUGUUUUUUUGUAGAAGAAGGAGGUAGAAACAGAAUAAAUAAAUGCAUAAACAAAGGGGUAUAAAACUUAACUAAAAUCUGUAUUGGAUAGUAACCAAACUCUAAAUAAGAGGUUUGAUCCUAUAUGUGACCAUACAUAUUAUUCCCUAGACCCUCUAAUUAGACAGAAUUCCACUGAAAUUAACGAGAGUUUUUUUUUGAUAUACAAAAUCUGUACAAACAACAAAUUAAGGGCCAUUGGGAAAUUAUCUGUUUACAAAAAUAUGUUAUGCGGCCAAAAAUUCACGGGGAACACCGAGACGGAUGAACCCGGCCUACACACCUGCAUAAGCCUGCAUGAGGACAGCUGCAGAUAGAGAACAGACGCCUGAUUGCAAGGCCCGAGAUACAAACACACCAGCUAUGCGGACACUGGGGGAGAUCUCCACGGGUGAGAGCGGCGGCCCCGCCCCCCCCCCGGCCGGAGGGGGUAAUCCCGGCUACAUGGAGGCUGCACGCCCUGGGGUGGACGCAACCACCCGGGGUGCUCGCUGACCUCCUGCACAGGCACUGGCUGCCAAACUGCGGCCCGCCAGAUAUCUACACUCGAAAGACAGGGACGAUUAUUGUCUGCGCUACAGGAUUAACGCGCACCCUGAACUUAACGGCCUACAACAGUCCUGCCUUGCCAUCAGAAGCUGUCCUGGUGAUACAACACCCACGGAUGAAGUGGGGCCCCGGAGGCGAUGCACGUGGGUGGGGGAGCCAGGCGGGAUGCUGCUGCGGUGUCCUUGGGGCCCACUGGCCGGAUGCCGCGACCCUUGGACUAUGCCCUGCGAAGACCGAAGUGCCGUCACCUGUGGGUUUGAGGAGGACCUGCAGGCAACUGUCCCCGACGCUGUGAGCCCUCGUGGAGCGGAACGCGGCGGCCCCCGGCGGACCGGUGGCUGUGGGGAGGCUGGCGCCCGCCCCGAGUGGCCGGAGAAGGGUGAGACACAGGACGGCCUUCACCCUGACCAUCUGGGGCCCCAGUGGUGCAGUGGGGGUGCAGGGGAUUACUGACUGGCACACGGACUUUAGGCGGUGGGUCCUGUGGACUGAUGGGUCCCCGAGUGCCCGCUGUGCUGCAGAUCUCCCGGAUGGAGGCUUGGCGCGGCCUAGGGGGAUGCCGCGGAGGCCUGGCGCCCCUGGGAUCAGCCGCAAAGGCAUCUGCAGUCGGUUCCCCCCGCUCGGGGGGGUCGUAUCCGUGGCCCUUCAAUGCCUGUGGACUGAGUUGAUACACGCUGCUAAUGACAUGCAGCAGUAAAUGUUUUUUUUUGUUUUUGUUUUUUGUUUAUUCACCAUAUAAAGCUGUACAUUAUGCAGCAUCAUGUCCUUAUCUACGUUAUGCUCCUGUCUUAUGCUUGAUGAUCCUUGAGGACUGAAAAGCAUCAGUGAUAUGUUUAUGCUAUAAUGCUGCCUGUUUAAUAUAUUUUUCUAGUCUUGCUCACACUGCCCAUGCAGCAGUGCCUAUAUGAGCAUUCUUUACGGAACAACCUGCUUACAGUUUAACCGUUCAUUGUUUAUUUUCUAGAUGUGUUUGUAAUCACGCACGUACAGAUUUUGUGGGUCCUAUCUUGUGGGACAUCGAUUACCUCUUACCUGAGGGCACGAAUUAAAGACUUACAACAUACUACCCUGUUAAACGUAGGGAGAGGAAGUUAUACAGCAACCAAAUAAGCCCCUAAUCCCCCAUUACCUAAUCCUUGAAUGUCAUGUUAACAUCUCAGAGUGAAAUACUAACCCUUUCUCUGAUUUCCUAAUGACGGGCCCUUGUGUUAUACCAUAGUUUAAUCCCACCCUGCCAGCAUAUGGGGACUCACUAAUGGGUUGCUGCGUAUUGUUUAACCAAAUAAAGUUGAGAAUAGGCAUAAAACAUUAUUUAACUGGACCCGUUAUAAUUCAGCGUAGACAACAGUGCAAAUACCUCGGUUCAGAUUUCGCUAAACAUUGUACCGCUAACAUAAGCUGACUGAAAAAUAAGAUGCAGAGAAUGAUCUCUUCUCGCCAAUGUUGGAACGGAUAUGCAAUAUGACUUUGUUUAACCUUAGUUAUGUUACUUGUGUUCACAUAAUCUAACCUUUCUGCCUUACUAGGCUUUGACUGUUCUCAUUCGAUAUAAAAUGCACUCUGUGGCAUAUGCCUAUGUCGAAAAGUUUACUAUGCUCAUUUGUCUCCCCUGCGUGGGAUGACUGCUUUUCUUAUGCACCAAUAAACUUAUUCAAAACAAAAAUAUGUUAUGAAGAAAAGUUAGUCCCUAGGGGACUAAGAUCAGACAUCUCAAGAUCAGAUAAGGGCAAGACAGAUACACAAAUUAAAGAAUGAAACCACAUUCUGAUAGAUAGCUCAAUUAAACUUAUGGAAUUUCUAAUUACACUUGAGGAAUCUCACUUGGAAAUGGUGAAUAAAAACCUCCAAGUAGAAAUCAAUAAUAUAAAAACUUUCCACUCAGACUUUAAACCAAUGGAAACAAAACUCAACAAUAAUUUAGAAAAUUUUACAAAACAUAUUAGGGAAAAAAAAAUCUGAAAUUUCAACGUGACUAUAGUGAUUUUAAAGAAGGUACCAUCUUCAGACAGAGAAAUAAUUUUGGAAAAAGCUGGAGAAGCAAACAGGACUCUACAACAGGCGACACUGACUGGUCUGAUUCUGAAUCUAGUCCCCGGAGACGUGGUAUCAAUACGAUAAAUACAAAUUACAAUCAACAGGGAAGAAAAGGGAUACCAAAAUCGGUAGAGAAAAACAUUUCUUUUCCAGAUACAGAGUUCUCAAGUCUACCCAUUGUUACCAGUAUCCCAUCUACAUCUUCCCAACAAGGACCAUCUUUUUUAGAACAAGAAAGGCAAACUCAGGGACAGAACAAGAUGGGGCUACAAAAACAACAAAGGAGGUUACAAGAAUCAAUAAAUCAGAACAACAUUGAAGAUCAUUUGAUCAUUAACCUCUCUACCUUUUAAUCUUGAGAAUAAGCACAAAUCUUUGUAAAGCAAGGGCUUGUCAUUUGUUCCCUCUCCUGCAACCAAUAAAUUUUAAUUGGGUAAAGGACACGAAUCUAUUUGGGCGUAAACUCGCCCUUAGUGUCACCCAUAAAAGAAAAGAGAACAAGCAAGCUAAAGAACUAGGCUUAACAUAUGAUGAUCACCAACAUUUACCGAUUGUAAACCCCCUAGUUGGUACACUCCAAAUUUUAAGGAAGUGUCAAGUGUCGAUCUAUUCGUCCAAAUGACGACCAAGUCCAUUGAGUCAAUUCCACUUUCAGAGAAAUUUCAGGGUAACCUUACAAAGGAUGAACGAGAAGCACUCAGGGACCUUAGAGACAACAAAGAGCUAGUUAUCAAACCUUCGGAUAAAGGUGGUAACAUUGUGAUAAUGGAUCUAGGUGUCUACAUUGAGUUGUGUAUGGAACAUCUUAGGGACACCUCUCAAUAUAGAGCUUUAUCUCAGGAUCCCACUACUUCAUUCCUCACUAAACUUCGAAGUCUCCUCACUCAGGCACUAGAUAGCAACAUAAUCAGUAAAGAAGAACACCAUUUUAUGAUUCCUAAUCAUAACCCUACCAUCCCCACAUUCUACUGUCUACCAAAAGUCAAUAAAUGUCUCAAGAAGCCUCCAGGGAGACCCAUUAUCUCUGGCAACAAUUUUGAUUGAAAAGGCCAGUAAAUUCUUAGAAAAAUUACUUCAUCCAUUUGUGACCAAUUUAGAAUAUAUAAGAUCCAAAGCAAACUCUUCUGACACUGGAGAAUCUUGUAGUCCCCCCAUACACACUUCUUUCAAGUUUGGACGUUGUGUCCUUAGAUAACAACAUCCCCCAUGAUAAGGGGUUAUGUGCCACAUUCCACUUUUCAUAAGUCUACCAAGUACAGUUUGGAACAAAUUGCAUUUAUAUUCUCUUUAUUGCAGUUUGUUUUAACUCACAAUUAUUUUGUGUUUGAUGGGAUUUAUUAUCUUCAAUUACAUGGCACAGCAAUGGGCACGGCUUGUGCCCCAAGUUACACUAACUUGUAUCUUGGGUGGUGGGAAGAAACAAUUCUUAAAGACAUCACUUUAAACCAAUAUCAGAACUACAUUCAUAAAUGUCUAAGAUAUAUUGACGACAUUCUGAUAUUUUGGACUAGUUCCAUUACCAACUUUACAGAUAUAGUUGAAGAUCUUAACAACCAAAUUGGAUUAAAACUCACAUACGUUAUCCAUGAAUCUCAAUUAGAAUUCUUAGAUCUUAGAAUCCUAACACCGAACUAUUUAGGAAAAGUACAGCAUCAAACAGCCUUUUGCAUUGGCAGAGUUUCCAUCCAUAUCGCCUAAAGGCAAGGGAUACCAUAUGGACAGUACCUGAGGGCAAGGAGAAACUGCUCAAACGAUGAGUCUUUCUAAAUCGAGGCCAACAGACUGCGAGUCAGAUUUAAGAACAAGGGAUAUCCUAACAGGUUACUGAAAAAAGCACUUCAGAGAGUCCUAAAUCAAGACAGGAGCAACAGCCUUCGGUCAACCAGACCCACUUCUACCAAUCAGAUGAUAAGAUGCAUAGGUACGUUUCACAAACAGUGGCAACCCUUAAAGGAUAUAUUUUCUCUACAUUGGCCCAUCUUACAAUAAGAUACAGAUCUUGAUCCCCAAUUAAUGGCCUAUCCAAACAUCACAGCACGUAGGUCAAAAAAUCUUCGUGACAUUCUAGUGCACAGCCAUAUAGAAAGAAAAUCACCUUCAAAAAGUUGGCUCACAGCACCAAUGGAGAUUUUUAGAUGUGGCCACUGUAAGGCCUGCCCUUUUGUCAAACCUUCCAAAACAGUGAUAUGUGAAAACCAUAAAAAAAGAAUUCAGAAUUAAUCACUUUAUGGAUUGUAGCACCACCCUAGUGAUUUAUGUGAUAACCUGCACUUGUGGAAAGCAAUAUAUUGGGAAGACCUAAAAAGAAUUCAGAAGACGCAUAUUAACUCUGUCAAUAAUCCUAAUUUGGUCACCUCUGUUGCAAAUCAUAUUUGAAAUUUUCAUGAUGUGAAUGCGAAACACCUGUCAUACCAAGCCCUGGAAAAAGUCAUUUUGAAUUCCCAAAAGGGAAUUUUAACCUGAUACUCUUACAGAAAGAGUCCAGAUGGACUUAUGAAUUUCAAACAAUUACACCUAACGGCCUUAAUGAAGAAUUUAAUUUCACCCCUUUUAUACAUUAGUUUUCUUAUGGUUCACUAGUCAGUUAUUUUACGUUGUUUUUGUCUCAUCUCUCUCAAGGACAUUUGGCUGAUAAAACUUCACAUUUGUGUAAAUAUUCAAGUUUUUCUAUUACUCUUUAUUUUUAAUGUCAAUAUAAAUAUUUCCCAAUAUUGUCGAACGCUUAGGAUACUAAAACUCUUACAAUAACUUACUGGCAAUUUAUUAAGUUUGAUAUCUAUAUUUAAGCACAUCUCACAGCCAUUUAUCCAUUAAGUAGAGUUUUAUGUCUUCUGUAUUUUCCACCAUAACCCACUAUUGGCAAUGAAUGGACCAAUAUUGAUAUUAAAAUAAAUUAUGUAGCACAUUUUUUGUAAUGUGUAUUGCUACUAAUAGUAAACUACGGCUGCAAUAAUUGGAAAUUAUGACAUCUUAUUAAUCUUAGUGUUAGGAGUGCGAAUUAUAGGCACCUUUGACUUAUUCAGUCGUAUGGUCCUAAUUAUAAUUAUACGUUCUAUACAUUUUUGUAUAUUUUCCACAGAGACUUAAUUGUCACAAUAUAAAAAAAAUUAAAAUUUGAGACAUCGAUUAUCUUUUAUUAUCCUCUACAAGGUUUCAUAUCAGUCAGUACCUUUAUCUCUUCAUUACUAAAACGAAAUUAGGGUAAAGUUUAAACUCCUCUAACAAUAUCAGUAACAAUUCCAUGGUGGAUAUAUUAAGGAUGGAAAUUUAGUGUGAAUAUACAUAGACAUGUAUAUAGCCUUAUGUAGGUUCUAUGUCAAUAUUGUUACCAUGUGCAGUUACAACGCGGACACGUCGCGCGACCACUAUGGCACAGUAUACAUUUACUGGAUGAUUUCUAUACUGUCAUUCUUAAGAGUAAAUCUACCUGAUGGUUAUUUUUCGUAGUUUUCGUUUCAUCUCUAACAAAGAUCCAUGGCUGGCGUAGCCCGACAUUUGUGGAAGUAUCAAUUAUCUUCAUUACCCUUUAUCAUUUAUAAAUAUCUCUAUGUAUAUGUGUAUAUGUAGAUGUGUGUGUGUGUGUGUGUGUGUGUGUGUGUAUGUAUGUAUGUGUGUAUAUGUAUGUGUAUAUAUAUAUGUAUACACACACACACACACACACACAAAUUACGUAGCAAUACUCUUCUGAUACUAUGUAUGGUCACAUAUAGGAUCAAACCUCUUAGAGUUUGGUUACUAUCCAAUUUGUAUUUUGAUUUAUGAUUUGGAGAGAACUGUUAAGUAAAACAAUUAUAAUUAUCAUUUACUGUUAACAAUACAGAUUUUAGUUAAGUUUUAUACCCCUUUGUUUAUGCAUUUAUUUAUUCUGUUUCUACCUCCUUCUUCUACAAAAAACAUUUACACACCUUGUUUUUUUCCACCCCCUUUCUUAUCAAUUAUCAACAUUAGAUAUCUAUCUAUUAGUGUUAGAUAUGCGAUCAACAGUAUGCUAGGACGUUACUUCCCCUCUUUAAUUUCUCCUUACUCAUUAUUUUAAAUGAUAAGGUACUGCACGAUAAUACUCAAGUGAGGUAAUGGUUUAGUCUUUAACUCUCAAUAAUAACUUUCCAUUUUUUUCAAAUUGAUCUGUCAGACCCACAAGGGUUAACAAUUCCUUUCUGGCAAUUAUGAGGGUUAACUUAGACUACUCUAUUAUGUCAUUAAUCAAUUCAAUUCUAAUUGGUCGACCCUAGGAUGACGUUUUUCGAACUUACCUAUCAGAGUAGUCACUCCACUAGAUAACCUCGGUCAGUUCGUACACAUCGGUUCCCCUCUGAUGAGUUGUGGGCGAAACGUGCGUGUCAGGGGAACUUUGUGUUCCUGAGAUUUUAUACUUACCUUAUGGAAAAUUAGAAUUGAUCUUUGUCUCAGGAUCCCGAAGUUACCACUAUGGACUAUGACUAUUCUGGGGUAUUAAGUUAUAUACUAUUUAGUAUCUAGCCAUUUCAUUAGUCAGUGUGACUUAGUACACUUCUAAUCAGAUAUUAUCCUAUCCCCAUAGCAUUAGUGGCUUUACACUUUCUGUUACCCACAGAAGCUGCACUUUGAGCUUUCUGCAGCAACAUUUUUGUAAAGUGUUAGAUCAUGCACUCAACAAACCGGCGUUCACUUCAUAAGUGUAUUGUAUAUAUAUCGCUUAGUAUUUAUGAGUUAGGUACUUCAAAGAUAUUUGUGCAAUACUUCUUUCUAUUUUCAUUAAUAGAUGCUGGUUACUACUGUUUCUGCUUAAUUAGGAAAUUUGUUACUGUAUCCUUUUUUCCUAACCGUUGUAGUUAUGUUACACUGUGGUCUUAGUAUAAACUUGUUAUUGUGCUGAGACACACUUUAUCAUCAGCUCAAAGCGACAAGCCUCUAUGGAUUGCAAAACUCCAUUUUGCACACAGUUAUCGGGUGAAGGUUUCUGAAAACUUUUGAACAGAACCUUCCAACUAUUAUAUACUCCAGACAGUAUUUUAACACUGCACCUUCUAUUAUUAUUUUUUCUACUGUAUAUACUUUAUUAACCAGUUUAUUAUGUAUAGAUACACUUCAGUUAUUUAUUAUUUUGUGCUUACCAGUGACAACCACCAACCAUUGUGAUCUGCAAAAACGUCUCUAUGCAGAUACCAUUUGAUAAGGCUUUCCUUAUAGCCAGUGCCAAUCACUAGUCACUGUGGUAUGCACAAUUGUUACUGUGCAGAUACCAUUUGAUAAGACUUCUUAAUACUUUGCCAUGUACCCUACUUAUUUGAGGCUUACAGGGCGUCUCCACAUAUUUUCCUACUGAUAAGUUACUAACUAUAAUAUGUAUAUGCCAUGGUUUAUUAUUAUAUUCGUGUAAAAUCUUGAUGUAUAUACCUUAGUUUAUCACUAAAUAAUUCCUAUUUAGGAAAUUUUGAUUAUAUUUUAGAAUUACUAUUAAGUUCUUUUUUAAGGACACUCAUUCUUUCUCUUGUUUGCAAAUUGUUUGCUUCUCAGCUUGCACAGUUUUCCUUAAUUGUAUUGUGUUCUAUCUGUGAAAUGAACUGUAUUGUUAUGGUACUUGCUAAAUUUUUACAAAUUUCCAAUUAAAAUCAAUCACAUGAAUGAUGAGGUAAACACGUGUUGGUGAUUUGCACAGGAUUAUUCAAUAAAUAUAGAAUUCAAAGUGAAAUUCAACUUUUAGCUUAAAAUAGCUAAAUUUGGAAAUAUUUGGAAGUCAACUAUGCAUUUAAUUUGGCUGCUCUAGUCUUAAAUUUGAAAUUCACUUUGAAUUCUCACUUUAGUAAAUAGCACUGUCAGUGUUUUAUUAAAUUGUGUAAUUUUCAGCACAUUGCAAUUUAUGGCACAUGUUGGACUGACUUGGGUUUUUUAACUCUGUGUUCUCUUUUAUUUAAAACUCUAAUUUAAAAAAGUUAGCUAUAUAUAAAGACUUGUUGAUUAUUGUUUUUGUUAACCAUAUGUUUAAUGUCAUUGUGUAGGUGAGCACCUUUGAAAAUGCCAGGCCAAAAAUUUGAAAAUGGUCAGGAUGUAAUGGGUCGAUGGCCAGGAAGUAGCCUUUACUACGAAGUAAAAGUUGUAUCAUUUGAUGUCCCUUCUCAACUAUAUACAGUGCGUUACAAGAAUGAUGGCACUGUAUUUAAACUUAAAGAGGCUGAUAUGAAGGUAACUGUUUGUUUUGAUCACGAUAACUUUUUUUAUCUUUAUUUCCAUUUUCAGCAGGAAAGAAAUGUAAUUGUUAUAUUUUCAAAUUAUUGUUCAAGUAAAUUUCUAUUUAGUAUUUCCUUUACUUUCUGUGUGUGGCCAGGGAGGAGGGAAUAAGGACCUUGGGUUAAUAUAAAUAUUGUGUGUGUGUUCUUAUUCAUGUACACCAGCCGGAAGGAAAGGGGUUGGGUCCCGGUUAGUGUCCAGGCCACAGCCCUGGAUGAAACACAGAGCAUCGACAAGUACAAUCACGAAGAUGGCUUUCAAAGUUGAAUUGCUAAGGCAAUGCCUGAGACUUCAUCAGAUAGAGAAUGCAGAAAAGGAGGAGGUUCCAUGGCAAGUCAAAUCUCUCCAUAGGAUGUACAGCCCCAGAUCAAUAGAAUCUGGAGUUUACCACAAGGAAAGACCCAAGGUGCAGACUGUGCAAAGAGGCCUGAGACAAUCCAGCACAGUGGCCGGGUGCAAGAUGUUAUCUGAAACAGCAUACACUGAGAGACACAACAGAGUUCCUGUAAUUGUCUACUGAAACAUCUGCAGAGACCAUGGGCUGGACCUGCCUAAGUCUAGAUAGGGGAUACCACAAAAGGUUGUUGAGAAUGACCGGACUAAGAUUCUGUGUGAUUUUCAAAUAGAAAUGGACAAGCAAGUACUGGCCAAUCAACCUGACAUUGUGGUGGUAUACAAGAAACGGAAGACUGCGGUAGUGGUUGAUGUGGCAAUACCCAGUGACUAUAACAUCAGGAAGAAGGUACAUUAGAAGAUGGACAAAUGCCAAGGACAGAAAGAAGAUCUAGAAAGGAUGUGGAAAGUGAAGGCAGUAAUAGUCCCAGUUGUGAUAUGAGCUCUUGGGACUGUAACUCCCAAGUUGGGGGAAUGGCUUUGACAGAUUCCAGGUGGGACAUCUGAGAACGCUGCCCAAAGUGCAGUUCUAGGAUCAGCGAAGAUACCUCGCAAAACCCGUAGACUCCCAGGCCUCUGGUAGAGGACCUGAGAAUGAGGAAUAAAUAUACCAUCCAGGAGGGGUGAGAGAGUCAAUUAUAAUAAAAUGUACACAUUAGCUAGCACAAGAUUUGUUUUGUGUUCUUGGUAGAAGCCAUCCAAACAACAUAACAAAUGUAGUCCACUGAUGUUGUGAUGCUGUCAAGUCUAUGGUCACUGCCCUCUAUAUCUGUAUGUGGGAGAAAAAUGACAAAAAUGUGCCUCUCGUCAGCACCUGGAAUAUAUCCCUUUUCCUCCUGACCUAAUGUGGAUUUUGCAGUAUAGGUUCCAUUCAAGAUGGUUGGCAGUUAUGGGUUGAGGGUGCUGGGAUGAUCAACCCCCAGUGCUCUGACUACUAUUGCCAUCCAGUUUGCUAUGAAGUGAACCUUGUCAUAGAGUUAAGUUUAUUUGUUCAAAAUAAACUUGAAUCAAUACUUUAUUAAAAAAUUUUGAAUGGAUUUUUUUUUGAAUUUUGUGCAUUUAUGUUGGCUCAAAUGUUGUUUUUUUUCUUUUAUAGCAUCUUAAUGUUUUUCGAAACAAGAAAAGAAGCUCAGUAUCUCCUUCUAGACGUAGAAGUCGGUCAAGAUCUCGAUCACCUGCACGACGUUCAAAAUCUCCAAGUCGUACCCCAAAAAGUGACAACCAGCUACCCAACCUACAGAGCGAGUUAAGAAAGGAGGUGUUAAAGGUUCAGCUAACACCACUGGUAAUACCAUUUUGUCUUUGUUUAAAUGAGGCUGUCUCACAUUAUUUUAUAUUGUGCAUAGGCAUACUUUAGAUUUAAUGUGUUUUUAUUCUUAUUAUUUAAAAAAAAUUUACAUUAAAGGGCUACUCCAGGCCAUGCGUCUUCUAGUGCCACCUUGCUUUACUGUGUUAAAUCAUUUUCAAGUGGUUUAAUGCAGAAGUUCUGUCCCCUUGUGCCCGUCAUGCUGCCGCCUUACUUUUUUCCUCGGUUGCACAGCUAAUAGGGAAACACUGGCGUGACCCACCAGUAGGCUUAGAGCAUCACUGGACUCCACAUUCAUGCUUCCCUGUUAACAUAGCGACCAUGUAGCAGGUAUCAAUUUAUUUGCAGAAAGGUACAAACCCAAAUCUUCUGCGGUUUUCAACACUAUAAUGGAAUAAGGAAUCUUAAGAGAAAUAUAGCUUAUAUGAAUGUGGGCUGCUAAACACCUGCAAUGCUAAUUGUCGUGAAUUCAAGGUGAAUUUCAAAGUUAACGCCAAAAGUAGGUGAACUGAGAAAAUUCUCCAAAUCUACGUUCAGCUCGACUACUUUCGCCUUACUUUUGAAAUUCAUUUUGAAUUUAAAAUUAUGACUUUAUUGAAUUUGUUUAAAAAAAAAAAAAAAAGCUUGCUGCAAAUCAAGACAUGUUCAUAUAUAUAUAUCUGUCUGUCUGUCUAUCUAUCUAUCCAUCUAUCUAUCUCCUCAAAUAACACUAUGGUGGCUGCUUGCCCAAGAUGGAAAUACUUGGGAAGAUUGUGCUAAUCCUUUAUGGAUGCUCUUAGCUUGUUUUAAUUGACUAGGUAAUACAAAUGCCAAGCUAUGUUUUAUCCUAAAUUUUGCUUUGCAUUUGACAUUGUACAAGAUAUAUGUUUCUUCUAAUUUUUAAAUUGCUUUCAGGAGUGUAGAAAUUUAAAAAAAUAAAUGAAAAUGUACUUGUCCAUUGCCCAAUCUAAGUCAUGAAAAUCUACACUAAACAAAAUUAGCUGAACUCAAAGAUCUAAGACUUUUCUAUGUACACAAAAGGCCUAUUUCUCUCAAAUAUUGUUCACAAAUCUGUCUAAAUCUGUGUUAGUCAGCACUUCUCCUUUGCCGAGAUAAUCCAUCCACAUCACAGUUGUGUUAACCUCUACCAUGGAAUAGCCUUCCAGCUGAAGUGGUAGAGGUUAACACAGUAAAGGAGUUUAAGCAUGCGUGGGAUAGGCAUAAGGCUAUAACUAUAAGAUAAGACUAGGGACUAAUGAAAGUAUUUAGAAAAUUGGGCAGACUAGAUGGGCCGAAUGGUUCUUAUCUGCCGUCACAUUCUAUGUUUCUAUGAGAUAUCAAGAUGCUGAGUAGACAGCAUGAUUAUUGCAAAGGUGUGCCUUAGGCUGGGCACUUUAAAAUGUGCAGUUUUAUCACACAGUACAAUGCCACAGAUGUCGCAAGUUUUGAGGGAGCGUGUAAUUGGCAUGCUGACUGCAGUAAUGUCCACCAGAGCUGUUGCCUGUGAAUUGAGUGUUCAUUUCUCUACCAUUAGUUGUCUCCAAAGGCAUUUCAGAGAAUUUGGCAGUACAUCCAACAGAACUCACAACUGCAGACCACGUGUAACCAGCCCAGGAACCUCCACAUCCAGCAUCUUUACCUUCAAGAUCGUCUAAGACCAGCCUCCCGGACAGCUGCUGCAACAGUCGGUUUACAUAACCAAAGAAUUUCUGCACAAACUGUCAAACAGUCUCUGGGAAGCUCAUCUGCAUGCUGACUUCAGUUCGUUGUCGUAACCGACUUGAGUCAGCAAAUGCUCACAUUCGAUGGCGUCUGGCACUUUGGAGAGGUGUUCUCUUCAUAGAUGAAUCCCGGUUUUCAGUGUACAGGGCAGAUGGCAGACAGCGUGUAUGGCGUCGUGUGGGUGAGCGGUUUAUUGAUAUAAACCUUGUGGAUUGAGUGGUCCGUGGUGGUGGGGUUAUGGUAUGGCCAGGCGUAUGUUAUGGUCAACGGACACAGGUGCAUUUUAUUCAUUGCAUUUUGAAUGCACAGAGAUACCGUGACGAGAUCCUGAGGCCCAUUGUUGUGCCAUUCAUCCACGACCAUCACCUCAUGUUGCAGCAUGAUAAUGCACGGCCUCAUGUUGCAAGGAUCUGCAGAUUCCCGGAAGCUGAAAACAUCCCAGUUCUUGCAUAGCCAGCAUACUCACCGGACAUGUCACCCAUUGAACAUGUUUGGAUGCUCUGGAUCGGCGUAUACGACAGCGUGUUCCAGGUCCUGCCAAUAUCCAGUAACUUGGCACAGCCAUUGAAGAGGAGUGGACCCCCCUCCCCCUCUUGGAACUCUCCCAAUACAGUAAAAAUGCACAUUUUAGAGUGGCCUUUUAUUGUGGCAAGUCUAAGGCACACCUGUGCAAUAAUCAUGCUGUCUAAUCAGCAUCUUGAUAUUCCACACCUGUGAGGUAGAUGGAUUAUCUCGGAAAAGGAGAAGUGUUUACUAACACAGAUUUGUGAACAAUAUUUGAGAGAAAUAGGCCUUACGUUUACAUAGAAAAAGGCUUAGAUUUAUGAGAACAGCUCAUAAAAAAUGGGGGGCAAAAACAAGUGUUGCGUUUAUAAUUUUGUGCUUGGCUCAUUAGUGAAUGCCUUACCAUGAGGGUGUGAUUAUUUUGGUUUACCGUUGCCAGAGAUGCUGACAACCUGCUCUCUACCAUAACACUGUCCUCCCCACGUUCCCCUGCCACUUGCAUGUGGCAGAACUAAUAGCCAAUAAAUAUCUGCCCGCCCGGCACCUGGAACUACAUGUCCUGAGUGAUAGGAUUUCAAUGUACAAAUCAAUCAUGAAGGACUGGUAUAAAGAUAUUUGUUUCCUGAGAUCAUAAAGGGCUUACGUGGAAGUUGUCAUUUUCAAAGUAACUGGAAUACAUUUUUGUGGGGUAUUUAUUAUUUUUUGAGAAUAGAAUAAGUACAGAAAAGUAGUCAAAUCAUGGUCAAUGUGAUAAUUGAUAAGUGUUCAGAUUAAAACUCAAUUUUUGUAUUUUAAAUAUCAUACUCCAUAUUAGUGUCAGUCACUUAAUGAGACCCAUUGUUAGACUUGUGUAUUCUUGUAGUUUAACUUUUUGUUUUUCCCUUUUCAAUUUAGAGACUUAAUGAUUAUAAUAUUGGGAAACACAAUGGUGACCCCACGAGAAAUGAACCUAAUGUUUUGCAUCACAGAGUUACUCGGGUAAGUAUGGUAUUUGUUUUUAUAUAUGUCAGAUCUACAGAAUUCAGCAUAUUAAAAUUACAUAUUCUAUUUUAUUAUGGUAAUAAUUGUGUGAAUUAGACCUAAAUCUAUGUAGCUGCUUCAAAAAUAAAAGUGCUGUAAGAAAGAUAGAUGGUGUAGAAGUGCCUCAUCUGGCAACCUCUAGUAAUAAGCCGCUGGUGAGACUAGCAAGGUCCCAGUGAGGCGUGGCCAUGCACAUGACUUUGUAUGGCUAGCUUAAAUACAGCUUUUAGGUAUUUUUUAUUUAUUUAUUAAUUUUUAGCCAAUAUACUCAAAUGACAUUGCAGUAAAGUAGAAGGGAUACCAGUUUAAUUUUACCUUUUAUAGUAGGCAGUGGAUCUGUUACCAACAGUCCUCACAUUUUAAGUUAAUCAACUGUGCUUAAAAAAUGCUAUAUUGAAGAUCCUCAGGCACAUCUGAUGUUAAUGCAAGCUUUUUGUGUAUUACCAGAGAUUUUACACGUGUAAUCAUAAUUAAAAAGACGAGUACCUUUUUGCAUGUGAUCUAAUGUUAAUUAUAACUUUUAAAAACAUUGGAAGUUCACAAGUUCCACCACAGUAAAUUGACACCAUAAUUGUUUGUACAAAGCUUAAUCUCUUUUUUUUUUUUUUUUUGUGUGUGGAUUGUACAAACAUUUGGAAGCUGGAGGGGGGGGGGAGAGAAGAGAUCAUAACUUCUAAAUUAAACACUCUGCCUAUGUAUAAUAGGUUGCAAAUGAACACAAUUUUUCAGGCAGUAGGGAGGCAUGUGAGUCACAGCCAGGGGAGAUGUGACUAGGGCUGCAGAACAGUGAUUUAACUCCUAAAUGGCAGAGAAUGGCAUUAUUUAUACACCAAAACCAUUCCAUCAAACUGUUUUGGUGCUUAGACUGACAUUUUAAUUCUUACAGAUUCCUGCCUGGAGUUUUUUUUCCAUCCUGUAACAUGCAUGGGGAAUAAAUUCUCUAUACUGCAUGGUUUUGAAAAGGUGAAACCAGGUACUUUUUUUCCCUUCUUUUUUUUUAAUGAGCUCUCAAAUUCUUAUUUAGGCAAAAGUGAACGAAGUGAAUGAAAAAAUAUUGCGAUACAGCCCCAUUAGAAAAAAAGAAGAUAUUGUGAUGAAAAAAACUGUUGAUAUCGUAGAACAGAAGCCUACUGAGAAGCCAGUUGAGAAACCUGUUGAGAGGCCGGUUGAGAAACCUGAUUUGAAAACACUGGUUAUGCCUCAUGUGAAGCCUGUUGUGAUCUGCUCAAAGCAGCUGGAGUUUGGAGGUUCAAUAGGUAUGUCCUACAUUGUAACAUUGAUGUAAAUUGUUAAACAUUUUCAACAUAUUCUUUGCGUGAGCUAGGCAGCAUUUUGAGAAUAAUUGUCACCUGGUUAUUACCAGUUUACAUGCACUUUUCUCCAAAUGUCUGUUCAAUGGGGUCUGGUUGACGAGCAUAAGUUUGGAUGCCUUUUGAGCUUUUAUAUAGUAUUUUGCCCAAAAGCAGGGCCCAAUUUACACUUAUCUCACAAAGUGUGAGUGGCAAUUGAACCCAGUGUAAACUGAUUUGGGUGUGGUGUUAAAGCAGCAGAGACUUGGGAAGUUCCAGGAAUAGAGUCUCUGCUGGGAGCACGGAGUACUACGCAGCUGCAGGGCUGUGUUACUUCAAGUUUUAACUAAGUUUGCAGUAUUGGAAAUCAAAAGGUCAUGAAUGGAUAUAAGGUACAUUGAAAGAGGAAUUGGGAUUAUAAAGUAUGUGUAUUAUGUUAAAAGUCUAGGUCAGGGGUAGGCAACCUUUUAGCAGCACUGUGCCGCUAUAGGAUUGUGAUGUCCCGUAGCGUGCCGAUCCUAUUUUUUUUUUUUUUUUAAUUGAGGUAUGUAUGCUGCCGUAUUCUGCUUGUUAUUUUUACUGUAAUUGCUGUGUAUGAGGGCUGCUUGUGGAAUUGUGUGUGGAUGGAUGUGUCACGUUGUGUGUUUGGUAGUGUGUGGGGGCUGUUUAGGGUAUUGCAUGUGAGGCUGCAUGUGGGGAUUUGUGUAUGUAUGUGGAUUGUUAGUGGUGUUGCAUUUGUGGGGAUUGUGUGUUUUUGUGUGUGUGUGGGGGCUGUUCAUAUUAUUUGUAUGAGGUGAGGGUUAUUCUGCAUUUCUGUGUAUUUCUGUUCCAGUGGAGACCAGGCUGGCAAGGUACAGGUCAAGAACAGGAGCUGCGAUAGCUGCUCUACUACAGUGUGGAUUCCCAUUCACAAGUGCUGGGAGGAAGUGAUCCGAGAUCACUGCCUCCUAGUGCUACAAUGCAUAAAUUGAGGAUUGUCCUUCACCACCUCUUCGUAUUAGAUAUCUGAAGUUUUACUGGGACUCCUGAUAGGCCAGAGUGUGUUUGGCUCUAGCAGCCUCGAGUGCCGUGCAUGGCACUAGUGCCGUAGGUUGCCUACCCCUGGUCUAGGUUCUCUAAUGCAGAGUUAAAAACAGAGUCUAGGUUGGUGAAGGCAUUUCCACCGGCUCAAUGUUAAAUGGAAAAUGUGUAGGAAAAAACGAGAAUUACAUAGUGCCAGGGGUUUAUAAAUCAAAGGAAAAAUGGAUUGUAGCAAGAAAGAGGUCGAACAUUCUGCACGUAUGACAUGCGGGGUAAAAGUAUUUUAUAAUUCAACCCAAUAUCAUUUUUACUGUUGAUCAGUUAUUUGAGAUCUAGAUAUUUAUAUAACUCUUGGACUGAGAAGGUUAGUCACUAAGUAAGAAUUGUCAGGAAUUCAUGGUGUAUUUAAAAUGUAGGGCCAAUGUAGCUGUACAUAAUGGACUUGGACAAUAUUUCCUGUUCCUCUAUUUUUGCCUCAAUUUGAAAUUCACUUUGAAUUCCUAACUUUGGUGAAGAAUUCUGACAAUGUAUUUUCAAAGCAGAAAUAUAAUAUAAAUACGACCUCAUCAAUCACCCUUGAACAAUUUUUGAACUAGAAAAUGUUCAGGGAUUUAUUUUAUGUUUUUGCCCCUUUGCUUUGCUUGGAUAUGUUUUUUCCUUUCUAAAGGAUUUGUAUAUAUUUCUUUGUGUGUGUAACAUGAGCAUUGAUGCCAAAAGGUGCUUAAUAUAUUAAUGUAUUAGAAAAUGUUGAGAGUCAAAUUCAACACAUUGAAACCAUAAGCAAGGAUAUGCCUGAACAUAGCCCUCUCUCUAACGUUAAAAUAAAUGCUUUAAAGAGGUAUAAAACGAGAGCAAACUAAUAGUAGUGAGAAAGACAUGCUGGACUUGGGUGUCAAUCACUCUUUGGUUCAGAGAAUUAUUGACUAUAGGUACCCUGAGUUACUACAUCAUAUAUUGCUAUAACUAAAAAUGAUUUUUUUUUUUUUUUUUUGCAGGGGCUGCUUUUAUGAUUUUGUCCAUGCCCACUACAUUGUUCUACUUGCUGAAUAUGUGUCUUCAACAUGAUGCUGAAAAUUUUCUUUCAGAAUUUCAGUUUACAACAUUAUGGGAUCCAACAACUAUGGGAUUUUUUGUCCUCUGGCUGUCUGUGCAAGCACUGUUGUACAUUCUGCCUCUUGGAAAGGUAAACCGAUUGGAAAUGUUCAAAUGCAAAACAUUCUUAGCAAAUACAUUUUAUUUGGUUAACUAAUGGUUAUACUUUGAUAUAUUUAACUGUAUAUGCCAUUAUGUAAGAAUAGAUUGGGUUCUUAAUUUUUCUCAUUGCUGCUCACUCUCCUCUCUGUCAAAUCUUUUUGUCCAUAACGCAAACUGAUGUUGCAUAGUCUCCCAGCUCUAACUACAUUAAGCGACACUAUUGUAUGUGAUUUUGAUGUUCAUUUAACAUUCUUCCAAAGUAAGACUGUGCUGUAAAAAUGAAACUCCACAACCAGGGGAGGAGUCGAUGGGGUUGCAUAAACAGUGAUUUAAUGCCCGAACAGCAGAGAAUCGCUCAGUGAAACAGCAGGGACAUGAUCUACACACUAAUGUACCUUCAUUACCCUCCCCACACUCCUCUGUCACUUACCUUUGUACUGGAACUAUGCCCUCUGUGCUGGCUAGGGUUCGCAUUCUCUCCAUCUCUGCCAGCACGAGUCCCAAUGCGCAUGAGCGCCAAUGGCAGUGCUCUCAUUUGGAUUUCUCAUAGGAAAACCUUAUUCAAUGCUUUUCUAUGGGGGUUUUGGGUGGCGCUGGCCUCCCCAUGCAUAGUGGGGACGUACAGCGUGUUUUCAAAGCUUAAGGGGAUUCCAACCAUAAUUUCAUAACCAUAUAACAAAAACUUUAACCUUUUCAAAUCGUUUAACUUAAUUAGUCUUGGAUGAUGUCUGGUUAUUGUGUGGUCUCCUUUUAUUUAUACAAAUAUUACCUAUCAUACAUAUCUAUACUCCAUAGAGAGAGAAAACCAUUCUAUUUAUGGUACAAGCAAAACAUUUGCGGAACUUGCAGGUCACUAUAAUCCAGGUAUUCAAGUUGAUUAUACCACACAGUUAAAUCCCAUUCAAUAUCAUACAUGGGAUCAAUAAUGAUGUUGCUAAGUGCCACAUGCCUAUUUAGGUAAUUACAGGUUACAACUCCUGGGACUUUGGAUUAAGGUACAAUAAGUGGAUGCAUAUAAAUGGUUACACAGGGUCCAGAGUGAAAGGAUCAAUCAUUGUAAGUGUCUUUAGUAUUUAGUGUCCCUUUAAAAACCAAAUUAGUUAUCCUGUGCAGAAAAUGAUUGACAGAGACCUACAAAAUAAGAUAAAAUCUACUUCUAACCUUUUAAGGUUUCUGUUAAAAGAAUACUCCUAUCCCAUAACAAAACUCAAUUAAGUUGUUACGGGUACAGGAGUGUCUGGGUUCCAUAUUAUCUUCAGGAGUUUAAUGGAUCUGCAGCAUUUUAACUCUGAAGAUGGGGCUCCUGCGGUUCUGCUUCGUUUCUCUAUGUACUGCCGUUUGAGAAAUUUACAAUCCGUAAUAGGCUAACAGCGUCAGCGGACUUUCGCUGACCACCCAUUGAGAGAAAUAGUGUGUUCUUUUUAAAUUGGUUGUUUUGUAUUCAGGUUAUUAACUGAUUUUCUGAAUGUUUGUAGAUUGCUGUUGGUCUGCCUCUUGCGAAUGAGAAGAAGCUGCAGUAUAGACUUAAUGGUAUGUUUUCUUGGAGAAACUUUGAGUAGUGAAGUGAGAAAGUGUAAUCUUUUAGUUCCCUUUCCUCCCUCCUAAAAUGACAACUCUAUUUUGUUUUAAAUGUACUUUGUGAGUAAUGUUUGCAUGUUUCAAAUAAGUACUGAUUAAACUGCCAAAAAAAAAAUGUUAAAUGCUUUGCAUCUUAUUUUUAAAAUUGGGUAGUUUCACUUUAAACUACAUUGGUGUAAUGGAAAAUAAAAUGGUAACAUUUCAUCUUCUAUUCAUUGAGUCUCAUUUCAAUAUCAUGAGCAUUUAUGGGGAGUUUGGUUCCUCUAUGCUUAUGUUAUAUAAUUCAUUCAUCCUGCAAGGCUUUGCAUAAAGCAUUUGCUCCCAAUGAACCACAAGAUCAUUAGUGUGGCUGAGCACUGAUUUUAGACAAUUGGGCUAGAUCCACAGUUUGAAUUGCAGUUCAUCCAAGAUGUGUUAGAUCUGCAGAAAACCACAACCUAAAUUUCUUCAGCCAGCGUCUUCGUCACACAUCUUGAAAAACCAUUUCUGAAUGGAACUUGUUUGUGCACUGUGGCAUUGCAAUUGCACAACAAAUAACUUUCCCUAUAUAGUUCCCAUGAAGUUGAAGUAAUUCUGUUUUUAUACUAAUUGAAAUGUAAAGAUGUCAAUUAACAGGAAUAAACAGUUUUUUUGCUUAAAUCACACAAGGCAACCCCAACUUAAUCUUUCUCUGCCACACUUUACAAUUUGCACUAUGCAGACAGACAGCAUAGUCCUGUCAUCAGCUUGGGCAUCUGCUGCUUGAUGCAGUCCACUAUUCCAUUACAUAACUCAAAUCUUGCUUCAAAUUGCACAUGAAGAUUAUAGGCUACUGAGCCAUGGGAACCCUUUGGGAGGGAUGGGGGAGAGGCAUUCCCUCCAGAUUGGGUGAGUGUUGCUCACUAUGCAGUGCUAAAAACAAAAUGCAUGAAUUUCUUGUCUUUACCCAACUAUACUCCUCUCAAACACCUGUUCCAUCCUUUCAAAUAUAUCCCUCUGUAUACUUGUCCAUCAUCCUUUUAGAUUGUAAACUUAUUUGGGCAAGAAACACUUCAUCUAUUGUUAUCGUAUGUCAAAUGUGUUACAAUGGUUUGUCUUGUUUUACCUAUUGUACAGCACUGCAGAAUAUGUUAGCGCUAUAUAAAUAAUUGUAAUUAUUCCUUGUUCCUUGACGUUGUACAAGUUUCUCAUUAUGGUAAAUGGUGUUUCCUUUUCCUUUUUAAUUCUCCUAUGAACCCCUGUCCAACACAUGUUUAUGAAUUUUGUAGCAUUGACUUCAAAUACACUGAUCAAUGUUUUGUUUUGGAUUUUAUUUUAACUCUUACAGGAUUUUGGGCUCUAUUACUGAGUUCAGUAAUUGUAGGAGUAAUGAUUUACUACAAGAUCAACUUUGUUUAUGUCUACGACCAUUAUCUACAAUUUGCGGCUUCUGGCACAAUUAUCUCUGUGCUGCUCAGUAUCUAUCUUUAUGCACGUUCUCAUAGAGCACCAAAAGAAGAUCUUUCUCCUGCAGGGAAUGCAGGUAAGAAUGUUUGUCCCCACCCUCCUCCUGAAUGGUUUUUAGGAAUUCUCUUAGUUUUAGAGUAUGUUCAUAUAGUACAUUGUUAUGGUCUAUAAAAAGUAGGGCACUUUCAUGAAAACAUGGUGUUUCUGCUUUUAAAUUCUCUAGAAGUAAGGGUUUUGAUUAGUGUGGGCUCAUCCAGCAUUCAUCUUGGUGCACAUAAGGAAAUACAAGCUUGCUACUGUGACGUACUUGCAAGAAGCUUAUUUUGGAUCUCAAGAAAGAUAUAAAACUUCACUUGAUGUGUAGUGAAAAUAAUGAAAAACCGUAUUUGUGAUAAAAAAAAAAUGUAAAUUUGCAAUGCAUAUUAAUUAAGAUAAAAGAAAAUAUAAAGAGGUGUGUUUAUUAAAAAAAAAAAAAAAACUAAUUUAGCACAACCAAUAAGUGACUUAGGUACAUUUGAAAAAUUUACCUAUUUAAAGGAACACUUCAAGCACCAAAACCACUACAGCCUGUUUGGCGCUUUCCCAUGGUAAGUUGUAAAACUAUGCUAUAAUGGUUUGGCAAUUUACUGCUCGGAUUGUAGACGGGAAGCGAGGAAGCUGUGAUCUCCCUGCUCUGUUACCUCGUGCACCCCUAAUUGAUGCUGGGGCUGGAAUAUGAUGUCACUCCGAUCGGCAUCCCGAAGCAGCGAGUGAGGGAGCAGAGCAGGGAGAUCACAGCUCCCUCGCCAUACGCCUACAGUACGCACAGCCAGCCACCCACCCACUGGACCCCAGGGAAAGCCGACCCACUCCAGCUCUCCCAAAGGUAGGGAGGAUGGGUGGAAUAAACUUGAAUUAAAACACAGUGUGUGUGUGUAUGUGUGUAUAUGUAAAUAUGUGUGUGUGUGUGUGUGAGAAUGUAUGUAUGUAUGUAUGUUUAAGAUAUAGAUAUAGAGAUAUAUAUAUAUAUAGAUAGAGAUAUAGAGAUAUAGAUAUAUUAAACAUACAUACAUACAUACAUACAUACAUACACAUACACACACACACACUGUGUUUUAAUUCAAGUUUAUUCCACCCAUCCUCCCUACCUUUGGGAGAGCUGGAGUGGGUCGGCUUUCCCUGGGGUCCAGUGGGUGGCCGGCUGUGCGUACUGUAGGCAUAUGGCGAGGGAGCUGUUUUCUCCCUGCUCUGCUCCCUCACUCGCUGCUUCGGGAUGCCGAUCGGAGUGACAUCAUAUUAUAUAUAUAUAUAUAUAUAUAUAUAUAUAUAUAUAUAUAUAUAUAUAUAUAUAUAUAUAUAUAGUGACCAGCCCCCCUCUGAUCACAUGGAAAUGGUGUUUUUACUCACCUCUGAAUCACCUCAUGUGCUGCAAAUGAUGCGCCAAUCAGCAUUUCCUCAUAGAUUCAAUGUAUCAGCACUGCAGCAAUUGGAUAAAAAGCAUUUUAGUGGCCGUCUGAGUGACUGUCACAAGAUGUCACAAGGCAGCAAUGUAAACUCUGCCUUUUCUCUGAAAUUGCAGUGUUUACAUUGAAAACAAGAAAGAUGGGGGGAUGGGUCUGCGCCGAUGUGUACACUGAGUGUUGAGUCCAAUAGAAUAUAUAUUUUCGUGUCCAAAGUUCUACUUUUGGUGGUAUUCAGAAGGUAUCGGUGUCGUGGAGAGUGGUCCAAAUAAAAAUAGAAGAGAUCUUACUUACAAUUUACAGAGCUUAAUCCAGCUCUGGUGUGGAUAGCUUGCAGCGGUAUUAUCCCCGCUUACAGGAUAUUCAGCAGGUGUCCUCUUCUUUGCAGUAACGGGUGGCCGAAGUUGGGAAAGAUAAAAUGUAGACAGUAAUGGUGCAGUAUAUUCUACACUAAUAAAAAAAUAUAUAUAUAAAAUAUGAUAGAUACACUCACAUUCGGUAGAGCUUAGGCUAGCUCUAGUUGGUUAGGCGUGCAGCGGUAUUAUCCCCGCUUAUAGGAUAUAUGAGGAGUGAUCUUGACCGGAAUAUCAGGAGCUCGAAGAGAAGGUAAAACAGCGAUAGUGCUCUCAAUAAAAUCUUAAUUGAUAAAAUAAAAUAAUAAAAUAUACUCACAAUGUAUAGGGCAGACUGACUGCUCUAUGUAACAGCGUAGGUGGUAUGAUCCCCACCUGGGAUUCUUGGAGUAUGGUAUACAGAACUUAAAAAAUAAUAAGAGGUAAAAUGUAAAUAAAAAUUUAUAAAAUAGCCAGGUAAUAGAAAAUAUGAUGGUUUAACCGUAAAAAUGACCAAAAUCUUUUAUUGACAAUAUAUAAAAUAGUAAAAAAUAUCCAAACGCGUUUCACCAAUAUAAGGCACACCGAUACCUUCUGAAUACCACCAAAAGUAGAACUUUGGACACGAAAAUAUAUAUUCUAUUGGACUCAACACUCGGUGUACACAUCGGCGCAGACCCAUCCCCCCAUCUUUCUUGUUUCUACCAUUUGAUUUCCAAGGACACUAGAGGGAGUCCUUGUUUGGGACAGUUGCCUCUCUGAUUAGCGCUGACUCUACCCCGGGUUCUGUUUACAUUGAAAAGCCUGCAGGGACAGGCUGUAAACACCAGAACCAAGUGACUAUAGUGUCCCUUUAAGAAUUUUAUUUUGUCAUUUAAAAUAAAGCUUUGUAAAUUAACAACAAAAAAAAACUCUUCUAACUUUUUUAGCUGGCUCCUAUAUUCAGAGCAAAUGUGUCUUUGCCUAAGGACUUAUUCCCUGCAUCCAUUUUCUUUGCUCAAUAGAGCAAAGGGGGGACUAUGCAGGACCGCGCUUGUUGGCUCAGAGUAUCAGGUGAGCACUUUAAGCAGAUGGUCUCUCUACAGAGACACAUAGCUCUUUCUGCAGGGAAGAAUGGAUGUGGUGCAGACACCCAAUGGGACCCAUGUGAGUUCUGAAACUGUGUUCAACAUCUUACCUUGGGAUAAUGUUGGGACACUCCUGUUACCAUAACCACUGGAUGUAGUAGUAAUUUUGUUUGGAGUGAUAUUAACAAAUCAGAGCCACUAGAUGGCACUAUGAAAAACAGUAUGGUUAGUCACUUUCUGGUCCUAAUCGUGAAAAUUGUUCUGAAGAGGUGAUAUUCGACACAAAAUGCCAUUUAUUCGAUCAGAUUAAAAGUAAAUCAAACAAUGUGUGAAAGAUUAUCAGCAGAACCCAACAGUAAAUUGAAUAGAAGAGUGUGAUGUUUGGUAGAACUUAAAUUCAAUGCAUCUCUUAGAUAUGUGAAUAGAGUAUGUUUGUAGUCUCAGUUGUAGUAAAGUAUGUAUUGCCCAAACUGUUAACAGGGUGAGGUCCAUAUAUUCACGUCCCAUGUUAAAAGUGAGAAUUGCUUUCUAUUCCUUAAUAAAGUUUUGAAAUGAAAACCAGAGUGUAAACAAGGAAUAAUCAAUCACAUCGAAAUCAACCAAUAAAAGUUGGUUUAUUAGAUAUUGUUACAUUGUCACAUAACUCCUAUUUAAUUCACUUAGCUGUCUGAGUCAUACAAGAUCUAUCCAUGCAGUAUUUUUUGUCUCAAUUGUGCAUUUUAGUUUUGAGUGUGGAAGAUCUUUGGGGAAAGUGGCAUAUAUCACCAGGAAUAGGGUGGACAAAUUGCUGCUGCUCCUUUUACCAUACAUUAGGUACAGAGCUUAGUAGAAGAUGUAUGGUUUUAAUCCGUAAAAGGAGGCACAAAGCGCAUCUAAACAAAUAAAUCUUAAUGUAGUGUGUUCUAUCUGGGAAUAUUAAAUCAUGCUGUUUCCAUUUAAAAUCAUUUUUUAGAUUUGAGGCUGACAGUCACUAGAAUUACUUCCUCCUCAAAAAAACAUUCUAGGCACCCAGACCACUUCAGCUUAUUGAAGUGGUCUGGGUGCCAGGUCCCUCUAGGAUUAACCCUUUUUUAAAAUAAACAUAGCAGUUUCAGAGAAACUGCUAUGUUUAUAAAUGGGUUAAUCCAGCCUAUAAAGCCUAUAGUGGCUGUCUCAUUGACAGCCGCUAGAGGCGUUUGCGUGUUUCUCACUGUGAAAAUCACAGUGAGAAGACACCAACGUCCAUAGGAAAGCAUUAUAAAUGCUUUCCUAUGAGACAGGCUGAAUGCGCGCGCAGCUCCUGCCACGCAUUCGCAUUCAGCCGAAGAGGAAGAUCGGAGGAGGAGAGCUCCCCGCCCGGCGCUGGAAAAAAGGUAAGUUUAACCCCUUUCCUUGCCAUCCAGCCCGGCGGGAGUGGGACUCUGAGGGUGGGGGCACCCUCAGGGCACUAUAGUGCCAGGAAAACGAGUAUGUUUUCCUGGCACUAUAGUGGUCCUUUAAAAGGACACCAUAAGCACCAGAACCACAGCUGUUUAAUAUAUUGUUUAUGGGGCAUAUAGCCUGUCCCUGCAACUUUUUAUUUUUUUAGAUAUAGGGGUGUUUACAUUUCUUCCUAAAGCCAGCUGUAGUGGCUGUCACCACUAGAGGGGCAUUCUAGUAGUGUUCCUGCAAUUUUUGCAGGACAGACAUUUGGCAUCUUCACACCUGGCAUGAUGGCGCUGAUUGGUCCACAUUGGGUCAAUUUUUCUCUGAGGAAAUGCUGAUUGGCAUAGUAUCGUGAUAGAAGCACAGACGUGUAAGCCACCCAGUUCUUUCGUAUAUAUUUUUAACUUUUACAAUAAUAAAUAUUAAACUUCAAACCAGGUUCUCAAAACCCAGUUAAUCAGAAAGAAUACCUACAUAUAUUCAUUCAUUCAUUCUCAUAUUCUCUCAACCAAUUUUAUUGGUUGCUAUGGUAAUGUAUUUAUAUUGGAAAAUUCAGAUUUGAGUCUGUGUUGUUGUUGUUUUUUACUAGCAUUUUUUUUAUGUAUGUAAAAUUCUUCCUUUGUAGGAAACUUCAUAUAUCACUUUUUUAUGGGCCGUGAGUUAAACCCUCAUAUUGGAAGUUUUGACUUGAAAUAUUUCUUUGCACUUCGUCCAGGGUUAAUUGCCUGGGUAAGUCUGCCCCCCAUAUAAUAUAUACCGUAUUUUAAACCUAUCAUACAAUAAGCCCCAGUUUGUCUAAAACCUGUGUUACGUAACAUUUUGAAACAGACCAUCAAAGGAUUAAAUGCAUGUUUGUAUUUUUAUUCUUUAGGUACUUAUUAAUGGCAUAAUGCUCUUAGCUGAAAUGCGUGUUCAGGAAAAUGAUGUGCCAUCUGUGCCUAUGAUCCUUGUUAACAGUUUUCAACUGUUGUACGUCGCACAUGCCCUGUGGAAUGAGGUAAUUGUAGCUGUAGCAAUUCUUGAAAAUUUUCUUUGACCAACAGGUGGAGCACAACUUUUCAGAUUUGAUUUAAUGGUAUACUAUAGUGUUGGGAACCCUUUCAUUCACUUUACAUUCACUUUAGUGGCUGUCAUAGUGAGGCACUUUCACUUUCUGAAUAAAACUCUGUACUGUAAGGGGAAGCAUUGAAUCAAUUGGCAUUUAUUCAAAACUCCUUUGCCUCUCACUACUACAGAGUGAAUGCCUAAGAUUGUCUGCGAUUUUUGUAAUCUAUUGCUGCGUCUGGCAUCUUCAGAUUUUAAGAAUACCAUUAACGUACAUACAGUAGUUUAGUACACCACAGGUGUUUCAAAUGCAAAGGCACCUAGAUAAUAGGUAUAGGAUAUAUCUUGUAGGCUUUCAAUUCAAAUGAAGAUACAGCCCUAUUUUUAAACAUCAAGUAUAUGUGCCUAUUGAAUAGGUCAAUAGUAUUAGCAGGACUCCGUGGAAAUUAAACUUAAAGAUGUGAAAAUGUCUUUAUAGAUUGUAGAAUAGAAAUGUAUCAGCUGACCGGAUCAACACCUCCUAUAUGAAUGUGUAGGGGAAACCGAGACUUACUGAGAAAUAAUAUAGUAGUGGUUCUGAAACAACAAUGUGAGAGAACCAAUACAAACUGAAAUAUAAUGAAAUAAGUCAGAAAAUAACUCAUACCCCAUAGGGGGUUAAAAAAAAAUCCUUUAAAAUAGUGUCAAUUAUAUAGUGUUGCCGACAGAGUGCUUAUUACAAAAGUUUUUAUUGGCACAUUAAUACACACACACACACACACACAUAAAAGACUCAUAAGUAAAAUGAACAAAAUGUCACAAGUGAAAAAGCAAAGAGUACCAGGUAUGUAGACUGAGGGUCCAAGAUUGUUCGUAACUCUCUCAUCGGCCGGAUAAAAGUGAGUGUGGACCUCCUCGUGCUGUAUAAACACUGGCUGUCAGCCGCAUGUGUUCCACUGCGGCUCUGGAUGCGUUCCAGUCUGCUGUCACUUAAGAUUCUGUGUAGGAUGCUGCCUUACGCGUUUCGUGAUCUUUGGAUCACUUCAUCAGAGGAUAGCAUCCCGAAAUUCUUCACUCUGUUAUAUACUAUUCAGUCUAAUCAUCAUGCUCCAUAGUUAACCCUUUGUGUGUUAAUGCAUUCUAUUUUUAAACAUGAAUUUAUGAGCCAGUAAUUGAGUGUAUCCCUGACUGUUUAAAUGGCCUCUAAUGUAUGGAUGGUUUGAAAUUAAUUCCAGAUGUCCCUGAGCAUUUAAAAUGUCAGCAAGUCAUGCUCCCCACUAAUACACAUUUUAACUUCCUGUCUUGUCUAGUCUGGACUUGCCUGUAUUAUUCAUUCUGACAGAAGUGAUAUUCUUGCCCGGUCUGUUAUGCACAUCUUUCAAUUGACUUUAGUGAGUGAAAAAUAGAUUCUAAUAGAAAUGUGUUCUGUAUUUUGAUUUAAAUAUUUCAUUUGUUUUCCCCUUUUUAGGAAGGCGCUGUGACAUGUAUGGAUAUCGUACAUGACGGAUUUGGGUUUAUGCUUGCCUUUGGUAACCUUGUGUGGGUGCCAUUCAUUUAUAGUUUGCAAGCGUUCUACUUGGUCAAUCACUCAGUGGUUCUUUCCUGGCCUGCCGCUGGCGCUAUUGUUGCAUUAAACAGUAGGUUUCUUCCAUUCUUAGUGUAAUAAAGCACGAUACCAUCAACAUUUAAUUUGUAUGCUUCAAACGUCUUAUGGAUAUUGCAAGUUAACACCUACAAUUGCGCAUAUUCUGCAGACAUUAAUGCAGACUUGUUGCAUCUUGCAAUACUAUUUUUAAUGAGUUGGUGUUUAGUUUUUGUCUCACCCACUUAGAAUUGUCUAGCUAUUUAGAAAAAUUUCAAACAAGAACAAUAUCAAUCCAAUAGUGACAUGUUGUUCUGAUUUAUAUUUGAAUAAGAAUAGAGAUGGGCAUGGAGAGUGGGGGUAAAAAAAACAAACUACAGGUUUUUUUUGUUGAUGAUCUGUACAGGUAUAAUGAUAUAGUGUGAAGUCUAGAAGUCCCAGAUCUUGCGGAAAUUGUAAUGUGACAUAGCUGGUAACUGUUUAAUUGUUGCUUUGAAAACUACUGCACUUAAAGGACCACUAUAGUGCCAGGAAAACAUACUCUUUUUUUCCUGGCACUAUAGUGCCCUGAGGGUGCACCCACCCUCAGGAUCCCCCUCCCGCCCGGCUCUGGAAGGGGGAAAGGGGUAAAAACUUACCUUUUUCCUGCGCUGGGCGGGGAGCUCUCCUCCUCCGAUCCUUCUCUUCUCCUCCCAUGCGGCUGAAUGCGCACGCGCGGCAAGAGCUGCGCGCGCAUUCAGCCGGUCACAUAGGAAAGCAUUAUCAGUGCUUUCCUAUGGAUGCUUGCGUGCUCUCACUGUGAUUUUCACAGUGUGAAUCACACAAGCGCACAGCCGCUAGAGGAAUUGGGGGAAGGCUUAACCCAUUCAUAAACAUAGCAGUUUCUUUGAAACUGCUAUGUUUAUAAAAGAAUGGAUUAAGCCUAGCUGGACCUGGCACCCAGACCACUUCAUUCAGCUGAAGUGGUCUGGGUGCCUAGAGUGGUCCUUUAAUGGUCUUGGCUAUACAUGUUUAGUGCCCCAGUAAACUUUUUUUAAAAUAAAAAAAUUUGUGGUCGAGAACAUAAGCCGAAUAGAACUAAACAUCACACAUAAGUUGAAUAUAUAAAAGUCGUUUGAGUUGUGCCAAAACCGGCGACCAAUUAGGCUUGUAAUAAAGAGGGCCCACGUGGUAGAAUUAUGAAUAAAAGAGAGGUGGAACGGCAACUUCUUGAAGAUGAUAUCCGGUAAAUGGGGAAGCUCUCCAGGAGAUUUAUGCCGGGGAAGCACCUCCUGCCGUGUGUGUGUGUGUGUGUGUGUAUACAAUGUAAAAUGGCAAAAUGUGAUGUAUAAUUCUAGAGCAUUUUAUAGAAACAUGGUGUUGCCUUGUGUUUUUCUAAAGCUCUUGGAUACAUUAUAUUCCGUGGGGCAAAUAAACAGAAGCAUAGCUUCAAAAAGAAUCCAGAUGAUCCAAGGCUUGCUCGUGAGUAAAUCUUCUUAACCACAUGAUUACAUUUACCAGACAAAUAAUCUUCUAGAAUGCCUGCUAUUUAUUUUGCUCUAUAUUCUGUCUUUAUCUAGACUUGAGAACCAUUCCAACUUCCGCUGGAAAAAAUUUGCUGGUCUCUGGAUGGUGGGGAUUUGUUCGUCAUCCAAACUACUUGGGUGAUAUCAUCAUGGCCUGGGCAUGGUGCCUGCCAUGUGGUAAGUAUUUAAAUGUAUUGGUAUAAUCACAUUCCCCAUCCUGGUUUUUCUAUUAACAUUUCCUAGUUUAUAUUUUGAAGGCACACUAUACACUGAAGUCACAUCAUCUUAAUAUGUUGUUUUGAUGCAUAGAUCUUAUUUUUUGAUAUGUAUAUUAUUUAUUAGAAGUGUGAAUGGGAAAGGAACUAGUCUAACUUCUAUAGUUAGACUUUGGAGAUUUAUUAAACUAAAACUAUUUAAGUUGCUUAAAUUCAACUAGAAAGGCUUUUUUUUUUUUUUGUCAAAGCUAAAUGGAAAUUGGGCGGGGGGGCUGCGGGAAUGAGACACUGGGGGAGGGGGGUGAAUGAGAGACACAUUGUAAUUGCAGUUAUUGAUAAACUGCAAUCAUUACCUUGCAGGGUUAACUUCAUCUCUAGUGGCUGUCUACUACACAGCCACUAGAGGCACUUCCAGGUCCUUAGGAGACUUUUAGUCAUGCUGUGCAGGAGGACAUCCAGUGUUCUAUAUAACCUCAUAGGAAAGCAUUGAGCAAUGCUUUACUAUGGGGUAGUCCUAAUGUAAGCACAUCUUUCUGCGCAUGGGCAUUAGGUCCCCCUGCCAGCUGAUGGCAGAUGAGCCUGACCCAACCCCAUUGGCGCUGGCUUUAGCCCUAGGAAAAUAAACAUGUGGUUUGGUCUGGUUGCAAUGAGGCACCCAGUUUAAUGUGUAUGUAUAUUGAUAUUUUUUUCAAAGCUUUAUAUAAAGGGACACUAUAGUCACCCAGACCACUUCAGCUCAAUGAAUUGGUCUGGGUGCAAUGCCCCUCAGGUUUUAACCCUUCAGAUGCAAACAUAGCAGUUUCCUGACCGCCACUAGAGGCGCAUCUGCGACGCUGGAGGCAUAUUAUGCCUCCAUCGCGCAGAGCUUCCGUAGGAUAGCAUUAAAAAAUGCUUUCCUAUUGACCGCUUGAAUGCGCUCGCGGCACUUGCCGCUCAUGCGCAUUCAGCUCAGCUGAUGUCGGCAGGGGACGGAGAGAUGCCGGCGCUGGAAUAAGGUAAGUGGCUAAAGGGGGACCCUGAGGGUGGGGGAACCCUCAGGGCACUAUAGUGUCAGAAAAACCGCUUUGUUUUCCUGACACUAUAGUGGUCCUUUAACUAACGUAGAUUUAUCUUGCAAUGCAUCAAAUUAACAUUGUCUAUCUCUCUUGCUGUCUAUCUCUUCGAAUCUGCCCACAGUCUUGAAAGAAUAAAAAUACAAUUAUGCAGUAAAAUAUAAAACUAAAGGUUCUGUUGUAUAUCUUUUGUUCUCAGGUUUUGAUCACUUUUUGCCUUAUUUUUAUGGGAUUUUCUUAACUGGUCUCCUUAUUCACCGAACUAUCAGGGAUGAACAACUAUGCAAAACUAAAUAUGGUGCUGACUGGGAAUCGUAUUGCCAACGCGUGCCUUACCGCAUUGUUAAGUAUAUCUAUUAGCAUCAAUGAGCAGUGGAAGAAAACAUGUCUGCCGUUUUUGGAACAGUUUUUUAUUUUAUUGAUUUGAUUUAUUAUGUAAAAAUGUGUAUAGUUUUAUAAUUUGAAGCAGAUAUGCAUAUUGAUUUUGUAUAUCUAUAACCAUUUACUGCUUAGGCUGGAUAUAGAUUGCCUAGUUUGCUAGGCUUAUUUAUGUAAAAAUGUCCUCAUCCUCUGCUUGACAUUCUUCUGUAUAUAGGGUUUAUCAUAUCUGGGACCACAUAGAUAUAUGUAGGCGGCAUAGUGAUGUGAUUCAUUCAACAUCAAGCGUUCUACAAGUAUUUAGUUUGUUCCAAUUUUUUUACUUGCUCUUCGGAUAACUUUUGGUUGUCUGUGUAUGAUGAUUUUUUUUUAUUUUUUCAAGUUUUAGUAAGAAUUAAAAUACAAAGAAUCCAAAAAUAUAUUUCUGUCAGCAAUUGUCUACCUAAAUAUUGUAUGUCCUUAAUGUCGCUUUAUGCAAAUAUAGAAGUACAUUAUUUUUAUUAGCUUGUGUUUACUAUACAGUUAAAAAGCAAGUCAAUUUAAAACUUUUUUUUUUUUUUAUAUGUAUAUGUAGCUUGUUUACAUAUUGGAAUUGAACGCACUCUAAAUUAAACUGUGGUCUAUUAGAUUUAAACCUUUUUUUAACAUAACCAACAACUGGGACAGGCGUUGCGCUUAAACAAUGUUGUUGUUGUGUGGUUUUUUUGUGUUUUUUUUUUUUUUUUUUUUUAACAAGGUUUGGUUUGCUUUUUUACUGUGUGAAUUUCCUGAUAUGUGAAGAAAUGUAUAUCGUAAUAUAUCAUGUGAGGUGUAAGGUGUAUUUUUAUAUUUUGGUUUUACUGUGCUAUUAUGUAUAUUUGUUAAAGCUUUCUUUUACUUAUCUAAUCAAAAGCAUACUCAGGAACAUUGUCUUUUCCUGUUUACAUCAGAAUGAAAUUUUGUAAAAUUGCCGACAUGUAGCCUACGUUUAAAGUGCACCUGCCACUCCUCUGUAAUGCUUUCAGCUUAAUGCCUGUUCCAUGUGAGCAAUAGGCCUGGUUUUUCAGCAAUGAAAUCUGAGCAAGAAAUCCUAAAAUGUAUACAUGAAAACCCAACAUUUUUGUUCCUAUGACUGGUUGAGCCUUCUCAAUGUUGAAGCAGUUAGCAGUGUGGGGAGAGCCAGUCCAAAAUGUUUAUUUUGUAGGUCUCUACCACUAGAUACAGUAAAGAGUUGAAAAAUGUAUAAUUUGUUUAUACAUUUCUCUUUAUAGUGCCUUUCAUCUAUUUGCAUACUAUUUAAUAGUAUAAUUUAAACAUUCAGCAAAACAUGCAGAAAAUUACUUUAAACCAAAAUGUGAUGACACAUUCUACCUCGAAUACACUUUUAAAAAUAUAUAUAUAUCAUGCAAAUCUCACUUUCUAGGUUGGUCAUUCGACAUGCCCAUCUUAUCUAUAAAGAAAAGUUGUCAUUUUAAUAGUGUGUUAAAAUAGGGCACCAAUAAUUACCUUUGUAAAAAAGAUUCUCUGUGAAUUGACUUCCAAGUGCACUUGCUGUGAAUAAUGAAAGUAGCGGGUUUCUUCCUUGUUGGGCUUUACUAGUUCUACAGGACUUUUUGAAAAUAUUUUAAAAUUUAAAUCGCUUUAAUAUCAUGUUUUAUAGUCUCAGCAACUUAUUCCGUUCAGAUAUUUUUCCAGGGUAUCUUCUAUACAUUGGAAGCUGUGGAUUUGUACAGUUUAACUUGGCUUUUGUUUGCCAAAUAUUAAAAUGUUUAUAUGCCAAGAAUAAAUAUAAUUUUUUACUUAGCUGUCUGUGACGUUUGUUCCUUUCAUAUCUUUUAUAGUUUUAAGUUGUCGUAUACGAAAAGAAGCAGUUUUUCUGCCAGUGUCAG
This is a messenger RNA of Pelobates cultripes (western spadefoot toad), 53493 nucleotides long. The record is from the annotation of a GenBank genome assembly. Lineage: Eukaryota; Metazoa; Chordata; Amphibia; Anura; Pelobatidae.